GAACGAUGGUGAUCUGCUGGCUGGGAACAGGAUGCUGUCAGGCCGAACAGACGCAGCGACCUAACGGGGAGAUACCGCAGCAGCAUCCUUUGUUUUCUAGAGCUGGAAAUGCAGGUAAGACCGCUCACCUGACUCUGCUCUGACGCUCACCUGUCCGCCUGUUUUACCUGCACUCACUGGAAACUGAGUGACGCUUUUGACGCGUCGCAUGACCAGUUUUUCCUUCAUCUCUAGGCAUGUCGAUGAUAUGGCUAUUGUUCGGCGUGCUGUCAUUCAGGCAUUAUCUGCUGCAAAUCCACCGGAGGUUAACGUUUUACUGAGCGACAGAGGGGGGAAUGAGGGUCUCUGUGUUUGAAAACAGCUGUUUGAUUUUCUGUGUGGCGUCACAGAGCUAACUUAGCCUCCAGCUCACACACACACACACACACACACACACACACACACACACACACACACAAUCCAUGCUGUAACGUUAAUACAUCCAUGGCUGUGCUGCUGUGGUGGUGGGGGUACGGCAUUGCAUUGCACCACCACCAGCGCGCGCGCACGUACACACGCACGCAGGUGUAGUUCGUGUCAACUGCGUAUGUUCAUCUCCUGAUCCAUGUCCAAUCUGUACUCACCAACUGCUCCUGAUCUGUAGUUACAGCAGAUUAAAGCUUCAACCUGACUGGUGUAAGGAGGGAUUGUUGUGUGUCAGGGUGUUGAACGUGUCCAGCCUUUGGAGAGCUUGUUGACUAAAGAGGAAUCACACUGAAUCAUUUGAGGCAGUGGCUCCCCCCCCCCCCCCAGAUGGCGACAUUAAAAGCAUCAACUAAAAUAAAACAUUAUCAUUGGGGAUAAACAAGGAGAACACAAGCCUUAAAAACAAGGAUUUAGAAAGCUUCCACUGCAUCACCUCAUUCAUGACACUGCAGAUUUUAGUCUACCCUCAUCCAAAAUAAUGUAGUGUUCCCAUCAGCUUUUUUAGCCCCUGAUCCCCUGAUCUGAGUUUUUGAUGUUAAGUAUCAGCUGCACAAAGUAAACACAUUAACCAGGAGACGUCCUCAGCUUCUUUCAUUUAACUAAGUCUCGCUGGUAUGAAUGAAAAUAUCACAUAUAAACUAAUCUGUUUUACAAAACCCAAUAUCAUUGAAGUUUGGAAAUUGUGAUAAACGUAAAUAAAAACAGAAUACAAUGAUUUGCAAAUCCUUCUCAACCUAUAUUCAAUUGAAUACACUACAAAGACAAGAUAUUUAAUGUUCAAACUCAUAAACUUUAUUUAAUUUUUAUUUUUUGCAAAUAAUAAUAACUCAGAAGUUCAUGGCUGCAACACAUGACAAAGUAGUUAGGAGAGGGGCAUGUUUACCACUGUGUUACAUCCCCUUUCCUUUUAACAACACUCAAUAAAUGUUUUGGAACUGAGGAGACUAAUUGUUUUAAAAUUCUAAUUACCGUAUUUUCCGCACCAUAAGGCGCACGUGAUUAUAAGGUGCACCAACAAUUAACGUGUCUAUUCGCGUCUAUUUUUAUAUAUAAGGCGCACCGGAUUAUAAGGCGCACUGGAUUAUAAAGUGCAUCAAGACAAACAAAACAGUCAAUAACUCUGCGAGGCUACGGUAGCUGCAGUGCCGUGACAAGCCAAAAGGAUUUCAAGUGCGCCUUAUAGUGCGAAAAAUACGGUACCAUUAAAACCGCAUGCACAUUGCGUGGUAUACAACUUGUAAACAUGGCGGAGGGCAGUUCUGCCGACUAUGUUGCAGAGAUUUUUCCACUGUCAAAGAAAACAAAGUCCGAAGUCUGGGCGUAUUUCAGCUUCUACAAAGAGUUGCGAGGUUUGCCAGGAAGCUUUUGUGCAUCCCAGCAACCAGCGUGCCGUCCAAGAGGCUAUUCAGUGCCAGCGGGCAAAUCGUUUCCCCUCGCAAAUCACCACUCAAACCAGGAAAAUAAAUAUGCUGACAUUUUUACAUUUCAAUCUCAAGUAGUGAACAAAUUCAGCAGCAGCAGCAGCUUAUGGGGGAGAAAACAGACAAUCGGUGUGGUUCAUUUAUGUUAUUUUAAACACCUGCACUUGACAUGUUGUUUACAUGUGGUUGUAUUGUUUCAUAUAGUAGUGUUGCUCUGUUUUAUAUUUGUAAGAGUAGAUCUUUUUUAGCACUGAAGAUUCUUACAAUUUGCACAAUAAGGAAUGUCAUUUUAUUUCAAUUUGAUUUAUUUGUUAUUAUGUUAAUGUUUACGCCACUGGCACAUUACUUUGUACUUUGUUAUUACUAGUACUAGUGUUGAUUACCUCUGGCUCUUUUAAGGCCCCAUCUUUAAUAUUUUAAGCUUAUCAUUCCCCUGUAAUUUAAGGUUGAGGAAAAGUUCAUUCUGUGUGUAAUAUUGAUUGUUUUUUCAAAAUAAAAUUGUGUUAAAUGAUUUCAGGGAGUGUAUAAGUACUUUUUAAACAUUUUGAAUAUAUUUCAACAAUACCGUGAUAAUUUUGGUCACAAUAAUCGUGAUGUUAAAUUUUCAUAUCAUUACAUCCCUAGUCAGCCCAAAAGAAGUCAGAGGUAUUUAGUCAAAUUUAUCCAUCUUUAUUAACAACUGACCACCAGUGUUCUUUUUUAUGAGCUUUAAUACCCUUUGGUUUGGAAUUAGAUAUCACCCUGAAAGUUUGUUAGAGGAUGGAUGUUUUUUCGUCAUGUGAAGUUUAAAGCCAUGGGACCCAUCAACCAGACUCAUGUAAGGCAGUCAUCUGCUGAGAUUUCAUCAGAUUUAGAGAGGGGAGAGAGGGAGAUAAAGAAAGAGAGAGAUGGACAGACAAAAGAUGAUGUUCAUAAGUGAAGAGGCCAUAAAGCAGGCAGGUCCUCCUUCACCACAGUGAUCUACAGGAACCUACAGCAUGGCGGAGUUCAGAGACUCACUGAAAGACUCUCAGACUUGAUAGAAGAACUCAUGAGCUCACACAUUGAUUUUCAUUAUAUUUAAAAUGCAGACCUUCAUCCUUGACAGAACACAGGUUGAUACCCAUCUUUCGAUGCAUAUUAUUACUUUUUUGGGUUGUUCACCUUUUCUCCUCAUCACUCCUGGACAGAAAUCCUUAGCCAUGCCAGAUUCAAAAGCUGAAGAAGCAAACUCAACUUCUACAUCGUCUCCGUGUUUCCCCAAUAAUGCCAGUACCUGUUAUUAUUAUUAUGAUUAUUUGUUUAACUACAUCUGAGGCAGUGAGUAAAGCAACAAAGAAUUAUGGGCAUGCCUGGGUUGAUGGUCUCUGUAGUUUUCAUUACCUCAACUGCAAUCCACUGCAACUGAAUCUAAACUACACUUUUUGCCUGGAGGAAUAUUUCAUGCAGCUGCAGGUCCACCCGCAUAUUGAAAUAUUUCCACACUGCUUACAUUUUAGCCAGGGGUUGCGAAUGCUGUGUUGUUGUGCCCAAUUCAGUCAAUGACAGCUGACUUGGAAGUCAUAAAAAAGAGCAAGGAUGUGCUGUGGACAGUUGAUGUUUGUGUUGGUGGGUCACAGUGGUAAGCAGAUGAGCUCUGGUUCAAGUACAGCAACUGUGUUUAAGGCCUCAUGUUUGGUGCACUUUGUGAAUGAAGAAUGUUUAAUAGAUCAUCUAUGACACCUCACCACCAAUACUCACCACUUUAUCUCUUGGAUGGUUGGUUUCCGGUCAUGAGCCAGGCUACAGCUCAGAUGGGAUUUCAGUUUCUUAGAGACAAAGGAGACAGCAGUAAAAGGUCUUUCUGGAGUUUUUAUUUGGUCAGAGUAAAGUUGGCUCAGACUACAGUGGGCUUUACUGUUUUACAUGACUCUGGAUGUUCAAACACAUCUAGAAUCAUUUCCAAUGCUCCCAGUUUGAAUGAUUUACUCUGCAGAACUAGUCCAUUCAUGGUGUGAGCUGAAGACAAGUGCUAAUUUAAGGAAAUCUUAGGCUCUAUUUUCAUUUGCACAUUUAUUGAGUUUCAGGCUUCCUGUGUCAAAACGAAUCUCUGCUGUCAGUGACACCUUUUGGAAAAAAUGAUGAAUUUGGUGUUCAUCCAAAAGCUGUGUCAGGCGCUGAGCAUGGAGGGAUUAACCUGCAGGGUGGCCUGUGGAAAAAUGAGCUGCUGAGCUCCAUUACCUUUACUUCCUACACUGCCUAAAUUGGGGAGAUUUAAACUAGAGGCAUAACACUAUAUUAAAUAUGACUGUGGACUGUACAUUGACAUAUAUAUAUGACAGCUGCAGACCCCAAUUAAAUCUCUGUUAUAAAAAGCCCCAUAUGAUACUUAACCAUGUAAAGGUCCUUUUACACCGGGAGCAUUUUUUUCGUGCGAUUAUUUCGGACGUCAAUAUUUUUUUUGAACCCGUAUCCUGUCAAUACAAGCUUUCACAUCAGCAAAGUUUUCCUGUCCUGCGAUAUUGCGGCAUUUAUUUUUUCGUAUCACGGUCGCAUUUUCUAAAGUUUUGCAUACUGUGUGUCCACUUCUGACCAAUCAGAUUUCGUGUUGUUGCAACUCAAGAUUCACUGGUGUAUCCAACAUGGCCAACUGGCUGAUUGUUUACAUGUUGGAGAACAGAGUGCUUUCUGAUAAAAAACAAAAAUAUUACAAAGAUAACAACCUGAAGGACAACUUGUGGAGAGUCAUAGCGUCGGAUCUCUCAUAUGACGAUAGUUUGUGUGCUUUAACAGUUUGCUAAACGUCUUUGUUUUAACUUUCAUCCGUGCCAAGUAACUUUAGCUCGUAAGCUAACCUGUUCAGAUACAACAUACCAUAUGUAUUUUCACUGUCUCAAACUCAAUCACAGCGUUGCUGUCACAGCACCAUUAGGUCUUGGUAUAGGCCCCUACUCAGUACAUGCUAUCAUGACAGACAGUCAUCUCAACACUAGUGUCUAAUCAGAACUGAAAAACACUCAGUCUGCUGUUGUGUCAGUCUUCUUGCUUCUACCCCGGACGCGUCUUUUUUUCCCCCGGAAAGUCGCAAAAAUAGCGCUGCAUAGUCAGGCGCGUCAAAAUUUGCUUCAGAAUAUUUCGUAAUUUUGUGUCAUAUAUUUGUGUCGUUCCCGGUGUGUAAGGACCCUAAAGCUAUAUACUUCUUUGUUUAUUUUUACACACAUUUUUAUGAAAGAUUCAAAUGAUAAAGAAGAGUAAAAAAAUAUUUUAUUGUGAUUUUUUUUAGUAAACACAAUGAGACUUUGUUUUAGUGUUGACUAUCUUUGCAGUGUACUGAGUGUACAAUCUGGCCCAGAAACACACACCGCUCAAAGAGGAAAACCUUUCAAAUGUUAUCCCAGUAUUUUCACACUCAGCAUGUGUAUUUUGAUUAUGUACAGGAUUCACUCUCUGUGAUGGAUAUGUCAUUUGUUUAGCUCAUGGUCGACAAAGUGUUUGGUCUUUUCUUGAUAAAUGUCAGCAAGGGUAAGCAUGGAGCUGCAAUAGAUGACAAAGAGAUAUGUGGAUUCUACAGUUUAUAUAGAUUUAUAAAUAGUGGACAUGUUCAUAACCUUCACAAUCUAAUAUUGUCCUGUCACACACCCCAACAUCAAUGUGAAAUGUUGUAAGAUGUCAUCAGAAAGCUACCGUCUGAAUUAGAGCUGCAGACAGCCAUAGAUUAGAUAUUUCCACUGUGUCAAAACUCUUAUUUGAACAAACUUGGAGUAACCUGGUGAGCCUUCCUUUGUAAAGGCUCCUCUGUUCAGGCCAACAAGAUACCAGCAAGAAUAAGUGUUGUUCAGCUAUUCACAAGAAUGUGCAGAAUGACAACAACAUUAGACCAGCUGACCAUGACUUUGAAACCGUGAUAUGAGCGGGAUCACAUCUUACCAUCUCACACCGUUAAUCGUUGCUUGUCCCUGGUCACAUUUAGGGCUGAGCAAUUUUAUCAAUUCUGGGAUAUAAAUCGAAUAUAAAUUAAUAUCAAUUUUUUGUUUCAUAUUAAUUGAAAUACAUUUAUACAGUUGCAAUGCCUUGAUUUUACACAGUCAUAGCCAUAAAUGCAAUGGUACAAAUAAUAAGCAUAAUAAUUUCUUUCUGUGUUUCAGUUUUCAUCCAUGGUUUCCUCAUUUUAGGUUUGGCCAAGAAUUUUCAUUUCAGUCCAUCCCUACUUAAAAACAGAUGUGUGAGAGCACUGCAGUUUUAAAAGGAAGAAGGAAAGCGUCGAUUUAGAUAAGUUUGGCGGUUUGCAAGUUGUGUCACACAAACGUAAAAUAUUCUGGAAGUACAACCAACCUAAAAGUGCACCUAAAACGUCACCAGCUAGACAAGGUAACGCACGUUGGCCGAAUAUCAUGAAAUAUAUCGUAUCAUGGGCUGAAUAUCAAGUAUCGUAUCAUAUUGUAUUGUGAAAUGAGUGUAUUGCUACAGCCAUAGUCACAUUAACAGGAGGGAUUGGCAUAAGGACCUCUGCCUCUCUUGCAGAGACUGUGUCAGGCACUGCAGAUUGAAGAAGUGUGAGGCAGAGAAAGACAAGAGACUGUUUAAAUUAUUAGACAAUGAUCUUAUAAAACUUCAAAAACGGGGGAAAAGGUCAAUAAUUAUUGACUCACACCCUCAUUUCAGCAGAUUUAAAAAUCCUCCACACUGGACGAGGACUUCUUUCUUUCUUGUUGUCCACUUUCAAGAUCCCGUCUGUGCUUGCCACAUCCUAGAAACAGCAGGGCCCUCUUGGUGGACAAAUUUUCAUAACAUUAGUAAAUUGGUAGAUAUCUGAGCCCACCAGAUUUUAAAUAUCAAGAAACUUUACAUAAACUUUAAUAACAAUAGUUUCAAUGUACUUACUUUAUAUACCUUUGUGUUCUUGGUUCUGUUUGCCAAAAUAUGGUGAAUAAAGUUAAAAACUUGAGUUAUGUUAGUUAAUGUUCCCAAUGAAAACGCUGAAUAAAAGUUAACUCUUCCUUAUCUAUCCUCACAGCGUCCAUGUUGUAGACCCUCUUGGGAGCAUGCUUCCAGUUUAGUCUGCAGAGUUUUGGUCUCUGCAGCCCUUCGACCCAAAUAUGGAGUCUAGGAAUUUGACAUUAGGGCUGCAGUGAGAGCCUUGCUGACGGUGCACUGUCUCUGUCUGCAGUCCUGAUGAGUAAUGCUGGAUAAUUCUGUCUCUGCAAACACAAACAGUGUGCAGGGUUUUUCCUGGCUCAGCCUGGAGCUUCAGCAUUAGGACCAGGACCGCACAGUCCUGGAACAUGGAGAGGAAUUUGAGUUUUCAGAUGAACUUGAAAGUAUGAACAUUGUUACACUUGCUGGGUAAAAAGCACACUUAGUGAACCGCCAAAGACUCUAAUAUUUCUCCAGCAUGAAUAAUAUCUUUCUAGGAGUUGAAAAGGACAGGAGUUAAGUUAUAGUGUUGCAGUAAUUUGCAGUCAUAGACUUAAAAUAAAUCUUUAUAUCCACUACAGCUACUCUCUCAAAGUUUACAAUUUUAGAGGUGAUUGAAAAGAAUAUCUGAAUGAUUUGUCAGUCUAAUCUCUGCAUGAUUAUUGUCAAACUUCAUCACUAAACACAGAAUUUCAAGUGUUAAACGCAACAGGCCCAAAACUUACCCUCCAGUGUUCAUCACGAAUGAAGUUUCUGUCUGAAGCUGAAUUACCCUGAAGAUAGAAAGCGGUGAGACAAGGGUCAAUGUAAGGCUUUAUUAGGACAAUAGGAGGGAUAUCUAAAUGUUUAAAGAUGUACAGUCAAAAGCUCAUGGUGAAUUGAUGUGUACAUUAAGGAUCCUCUGUAUGUGUCAUUAAUUCUAGGGCUACAAUGAUUCCUCAAAUUACUAACUACAUUAUUAAAAAACUUUAAGGCAAAUUAUUUGCCUGGGAGAGUCAUAGCAUCUGAUCUCUCAUAUGGCAAUAGUUUGUGUGCUUUAACAGUUUGCUAAACGUCUUUGUUUUAACUUUCAUCUGUGCUAACGUAAGCUAACGGUUGUUACCAUAGUUUCAUGUUCUUUUUCCCCCCGCAAAGUCGCAAAAUUGAUGUGUCUUGAUUUGUGUUGGCCCCAGUGUGUAAGGACCUUACCACUGCUUACUGCUGUGUGAGCUCGCUGGUUGCACUUGCCCUUAUGACGCCCUGGCUUUCUGUUAACCUCCCCUUUUAUCAUCUUUCUAUGGCAGAUGUCAAAGUUUGGCUAAGUUUCUUUAUCAGCUCUAAGAACCAGCAGAGAAACAUCUUCAUGUCGGCAUCUGUUUCCUCUGCAGGGGCACAUCCAGACCUUUUAUCUGUGGACCAUUCUCCUCCGUACGUCCCUGAGCUUCCUGCUUCAGAUCCGUCACUCUGCUGUGCUGUAAAGUAAUUAGUGGAUCAACAUUGUCGAAACUGAAUCUUUUUUUCUGCAUUUUAUAUUGGCGAAAAUCGGCAAGUUUUGGACGAUAACCUUUUAGUCUCCAAAGGGCUAAAAUUGGCCGAUUUAAUCAGCUCGCCGAUAAAUCGGUCGGGCCCCACUAUUAAGUCAGGUGUGCUCAGACUGUAACAUGUUGGGGGAAAAAAAGCUUGCCAAAGUCUUUGGAAAUAUCAACGACGAUCUUUGUUUCUGACUAAAAGUCAAAGAGAGAAAGCUAAUGCAAAUCAGAAAGUCUCAAAACCAGACUUUUUGUUCCCCUAACAGACAACUGAAAAAUCACCCUGAAACUGUUUUUAAUCUUCUGAGAAGGUGUUUGUGUGUCAUCUCCACCUCCUGCUCUGUCCGGCUGCAGAGCUCAGCUGAACAUCUGUCCCCUCUGCUGUUAGUAUUUCCAUCAUUUUGUUCACUGAGCUGGGACAGGUUGGUACUAAAAUGUAAUGCAUGUCCUCAGACAUAACAAACAUCUGCAAAGACACCAUCAGUUUAGCAGGACAGUGGAUAUUUCACUUGUACCAAUAUUGAUUAAACUCCAUGAGCAGAUUUACCGAUGAACCCUCAGAUUACUCGACUGCAGUCUCCAGCUUGUAGCUUGUUGUUGUGAUGCAGGAUUAGUGUGACACUCCACUCCUCCUCCUCCUCCUCCUUCUCCCACACACACACACACACACACACACACACACACACACACACACACACAGUCUGUGUUACGUACCUGUAGGUCUCAUUUUUAUCGUCAUGUUCCUUUAAAGACAGACUAUGACCUUGUCUUACAGAUAACCACACAUGAUCCUGUCUGGUAGAGGUCUGUUGUGUUGUCUUUUCGAAUGACUUUGGCAGUGGUAAGCUUGUUUGCUCCUCCCAGGCUCUGUGCGUGUUUGACUUUGUCUUCUUCGGUGGAUCUGAAUCAAAUUAAUUUUCCACUGCAGUGAUUGGUUGACUUUGUUGCUCUGCUGUUUAUUCUGUAGAUUUUGGCAGGUACUGCAGCACAGUGUGACAGUCAGGGUGUGAUGGUAACUUACAUUUUUAAUUUCUUUGUUAAAACCAAGAAACAGAGUCAGUGUUUGCUCUGACAGGUCGAGUGUCUCAAAAUCUUAAAGUUAAAAAUUCUCAGAGGAGAAGAAUAUAGGUCCAACAGAAUGAAAAGACGGAAGCCCACAUGGUUGUACUGAGACACUAUACUUUCCACGUUAACCCACACACAGGAUUUAAUGUUGAUUUUGACCUAUGUAACAGCAGGUCCCCUUCUAAGGAAGUCGCUAUAAUAUGCCACCAUGUCCUUGCAGUAUCACAUAAUGAACAAACAAUGUAAACAACAAAUACGUUUCAAUAUUCAGCAAGUGGCUUCACAAAAUGCACUAGUUGAAAGACAAGAAAAGAUAAUGUUGUUGUGCACUGAUGAUUUUUUAUGGAUAGAUGUUUCUGAUGUUGAGAUCUUGACGGACAGAAGAUCAGACUUGUCAUGCAUCAAAGGAGCUUCUUAUUUUUGAGGGCCAGGGCAAGCAGGGGAGUGUUCAACGUAGAGUCUGACCAAGGACUAGGUGAUUAUAUGAUCGUGAUAAAUUUAGGUUCAAUCACGCUGAUCAGCUGUGAACAUAUUAACUCGAUCAAACAUAGCGGAAAUGUGUGUCACAACAGCCAAUCGGAGUCAAGCUUUUCCUGCUCACUUCUGUAAGUCACUGCAGAAGUCAACAGGAGAAGUAAAGAGAAUGACUGAACGUGGAGGUAAAUGCGGGGGCUGAGGACAGCAAAACUGAUGUCAGUCGUGACUUUGAGUCAUCCUCCAAAGAUGUUAUUGUUGAGAAGUUAUUCAACGUUGGUUGUGUGGCAGUGGUUUGGGUAUCUCCAAAGUUAAGCUGAUGUGCAAGGUUGUGUCGGCGCCCUCAAAAACCAGCAACACAACAUCUGUUUAAUCAUUUGAAGAAGUUCUUCCCGAAUUGAUUAUGUGUAAAGCAUGAAAAUGCGAGCGGAGUCUGCACAGCCUGUUACUGCUGACGGCACGAGUAGCAUUAGCAGUUUAGCUACAACUAGCAGUGCAGCCACUAGACCAAAGCAGCAGUCAAUCGUAUCAUCUACGUUUACAUUAUCUAAUGUUUACAUUUUGAGGCGUCUUUAAUCCCUGAGGGGGCGAUUUGUUUAUAUUGGGUCUUACAUACCUGCAAAACACUCAGGACUGUAAACUAGUUCGCUGUAUUAUUUAGUAUUUAUUUACAUUUGUUGUACUGUUGAGUUAAUUUUUUUUAUAUUUUUCUAAGUGUAUCUUAUUCUUUAUUUACUUUGUAUGUUAAUAAAAUGUUGAACUAAUCUCUAGUUUCUUCAGUUUUUAGUACAGAUGCUUUAAAACCGGCAGUUAAAAAAAAAAAUUGUGAUAAUAAUCAAGAUUGGACAAUUCGACAAAAUAUAUCAUGAUCAUUUUUUGUCAAAUCGCCCAGGCCUAGUCUGACCUCUAUAUUGCCAUUUCUUCUCACUGGGAAAAAACAAACCAAAACUAGUGUUAUCACAAACUGAAAUUAUACAUUGACACCAAGUUUAUUAUAACAGUUGAUAUCAAAAUGAUAAUUGACAGUGAACAAUACUUUUUUUACACUUGAUACCCAAUGGAUCAGAAGCAGGUCAGAGACCGAGUCCUUUAAACAUUUCUAAUUCAAACCAUUCAGAUUGGUUGUGUUUAUCCAAGAGGACUCACUAUAAAUGUUAUUCUGUUCCCAAAUUUGAAGUAGAAGUGUGCCCUGUUUACUGGCCACAAUCUCUGAUGCUUCAGGGCUACUAUGAACAAAGUGGGAAUUGAUGUUGGCCAGUAGCCCCAAUGUGAUUUAUCUGUUAACUGUAAUAUGCACACAAAUGAAACACCUUUAUAACUGCUGGUCACUGCAUUUAUCAUUUACCAAUUCACCUGUUUAUUAGAGGUUUUGUAUCAGUAUUUAAGAUGCAGGAUGAGUCUGAUAUUGACUUGCUUCAAGUUUUUUACUACCAGGCUAGUCUGCUAGCUUACAUUCCUACCAGUCAGGUUUUAGGACUCCCUGACUAGUGGCAGGUAUCAGUGACAGUAGACACCAUGUUCAAAAAACUCAGAAAAAUAUGAGAUGUUGUGAAGUAAAUUUAAUUCUCUGAUUUUUCUCUUUACUUUCUUCAGCUCUAGACCUCUUUACCUGGGCCACUGCUUUAGUCUGAAUGCACUGAUUACUCUCUGCUUAUGGUGGUCUGACUGUUGUCUGUACAGUGUAAGCUGGUUUUUGUCACAUUUUUUUGUGAUCAGGUGAUUAAAUGUCGGGUAACUGGUUCACCUUGACAUGCAUGGAUUUAUAUUAUAUUUUAAAUAAAAAAUCUACUUCUAACGAAUAUUAGGAUCUCUGUUUUCCUGUUAUUUUGAUUUCUAUUGUGGUAAACAAACUCUUGAGUCCACUCUGAAGUGAAUAUAACCAUCACUCAGAGUCCAAUCACUCUUUUUUGUCUCUGGAGCUUACAUCACAACACCACCGUCACAUUUUCCAGGAUUAGUUUGAGGGCCCCUGGAACAAUGAGUGUGAGCCGGAGAGGUUGUGUGGGGGACAACCAAUUGAAUGUCAAAGCUGCUCAUGAGUAUGUGUGCGGUUUGUAAUGUUUCAGAUUGCUGUGUGUAUAUGUGUGUGUCUGUGUGUCUGUGUUUAAAGUGGACAUGAAUAAUGAAUAGUGUGUUGGCGGAGCACGCUCUCUGUCUAGGUGCAGCUCGUCUUGCAUUACUACACUAAGUGGUGACCUCACAGGGAUAAAAGCCUGCCUUACUACCUUCACAUGGGCACACAAACACACACACACACAGUUCAUAUUGUUACUCCGCUGUUGCGUCAGGCUCAGCCCAAACAAAGAUUAUUGUAAAAGAUGACUACAACAUCUUUUUGCAUCCUGCUCACUUCACUUGUGGUUUUUAUUGCACAGAUUUAACCAAAAUAUCUGGUACUUUGAUGACUGGUCUUAUUCUGAUAACUCAGUCUGAUUAUUCUAACUGAUGCCAAGAUCUGAUAUUUUCAACAAACCAAUAUUUUGUGGAUGACAGCAUUUUGCUCUGCUUCUGUCCACUAUGAUCACUUUUCAUGGUGAUCACUGGCACUGACUGCAUCAUUUAAGAAUAAAGGCAAAUGAUGUUGAUGCCUCAAACAAGUCAAAACCAGUUCUGAUCCAGAGCCAGUUUCUGAGGAGAAGGAUGAGGAUGAGUUGGAAUUGUGGUCCACAAAUAAAUGACCAAAACAUUGUCAGAUCAAAAAACUUCUAGUGUCUGUGAGGUGUUUUUAGUUGGUAUUGAAAUGGACUGAAAUUAAUAUUGAUGCCCCUUGAUGACCUUGAAAAGCAAACAAGAACUUAACAAGAUCACUUUAUCCACAGGGGGCUCCAAAUCAACACAAAUCAAAUGUUCCUCACUCAAGCUUUAAAUAACUUCUAUGGAUGGUAGCACCAAUGCUUGACCACUGGGUGUUAAUUCUCUCAUUAGCUCUAAAAAUAUGAUCUGAACUUAUAAAGCCUACAAGACACUAUGAUAAAUUUAGGAUCAUUAAUACUUAAUUUCCCAGGCUUAAAAUAAAGACCUUUUUAAGACUUUUGAAAGAAUUCAAGGAAACAACACUCAUAGGUUUUAGUGCUUUUCAAUAAUACUGAACAGAGAUGGACCAAUUCCUCAUUUGGUGGAUUAUUGAUGGAUAAUGGCAUUUUUGACAUAUUCUGCAUCAAAUCAGCAUCGGUCACCACAAGUGGGAUAUCACCUUUAUCUUUCCAAAGAAACAAUUUAUAUAUAUAUAUAUAUAUAUAUAUAUAUAUAUAUAUAUUUACACACACACAUUAGGGCCCGACCAAUAUGGAUUUUUUGGGGCCAAUGCUGAUACUGAUUAUAAGGAGGGAAAAAAAUCUAAAUGCUGAUUAAUCAGACGAUUUUUAAAAAUUUUUUAUUAAGUUAUAAAACAUUUAUUUAUACUGUAGAUAUCUACAGUAUAUUAUAUACUGUAGAUUUACUGUAGGCUGACGUUGACAGGAAGACCAACUGAUCAAACUCAUCUGGAGACAUCCAGCUGCCUCAGUAACAGAAGUAGCUCGAUCAAGUAACGUAGUUGUUUAUUCUACCGUUACUGGCAUGGCUAACAGUGUAGCAAGGCCAAUAGCUGAUGGCUAACUCUAACUUUAGCCUGCAUAUUACAUUGUGCUUCACCGUUAACUCGGCGUGAACAAGACCUGCACAGCGGGGAACAUCGUGAAAUGGGUUGAACUGAAACUUGUUGACUUAAAUCCAAAAGUCACUUGCAGCAGUAUUUUACGGAGCAAUUGUGUUUUUUUUUUUAUGCCAAAGAGAAGCAAAAACAACAACAACACACACACACACACUCACUGUCAUAUCAGUGUCAUAUAUCAGCUCUCUCAUUAUUGGUGUUUGAAAAAACUGAUAUCAGUCAACCACCACUAUUGAAUGUAAAAUAACAGAUCUUGUGUAAUUUUAAGCAGCAGAAACAAAGUAUUAAAGUAUCGUUGAUCAUCUGCAUAAACAGCAUGGUCAGACUGUGUUGUUAAAAGAGUCCCAUAGAUUUACUUCUGUCUCCUGGACUUUAGCUGCUAUGAUUUCUUCUGUUUCUUUCUGAUUACUUUCAUUACAUAAUACAUACCCGUGAUAGUAAAAAAAUGUUGAGUCACGUGGUUUGCAUGUAAAAGUACCAUAUCAAGUACUUUUAUUGAGUCCUUUUUUUCCUGAUAAUGCCGAGUGAAUGUUUACAUCCGAAAAAGCUUUAUAUUAUAAGCCUGCAAGCCAUCACAUGGACUUAAGUGAACUCAGUUUUGAUCCACGUGAACUCGAUCAGGAGGUAAAUCCUAAUCCGAGUGGAGACGGUGCUGCAGGAUCAUUCACAUGCUGCGAUUCCUCGACAGGCAUCACUGUAAUGUAUAUGUUCAUCUGAGCAUGUCAGUGGCAUUCACAGUGAGGUAAUACCCUUAUGUAACAGUGUUUUUAUUCUCUAACAUCUGCUGAACUGAGAGGGUACCAAGGCUGCAGAGACGAUGAGCUUCAGAUUUACAUACCCCUUAACUAAAUCAGCUGCAGUGGGAGUGCACAGGAGUUGGGAUCUCACUUUUUUAAAUAUUUACAAUGAACAGGCUGACUUUUUACUGUCAUUUUGGGUUGAAGGUGUGUGUGCUGCUUAUUUUUUUAAUGGUUCAUAUCAGAACCAUCUGACACGUAUUCACUGUCACUCAAAUAAAUCAAACUUUGCCAUCAGAGGGAAAGUACAGGAUGUGGUACUUUCUGACAAGUGUAUUCCCCCUUAGUGCCACCCAUUGUUUAAAAACUGUCCAGAGAUGAUCCUAAUUAUAACCUUCAUGUCACUGGGGUUUUUUGACAAUACAGUUAAACCACCUCAAUCUUUAUAUACAUACAAGGCACUAAGAUAAACAGUCGCAUCCCCCAAAAAUUCCCCAUAUCAUCUUUUUGAAAAUGAUAAACAACCUGGGUAUGGGAGGUCCCAGAUUAAAAUAGUUGUGUUUUAGGCAGCUCUCAGUUGAUUUCAGAUACAGCCUCUGAUUGGUUAACAGACCAAACAAAGAUGGCAGCCUGCCAUUAGCAUAGCCAGCUAAAAACAAAACAACACUUUUAUACCAAAAUGAAGAUAAUUUCACAUUACCUUGUUUUUGAGGGAUUGGUUUUGGACAGUCUCUAAAAUUCUGUCAAAGCUGUUAGUCCCACAAAAUGAGUGGGUUUUAUAGUUAGCCUUUUUCAGACUUGAUAUUGUAAAUGCAACAAUAGAAAGGCAAGAGCAUUAAACCUAUCAAGUACAUACCCCAAUAUAAGACAAUCCCACUUUUUUCAGAUGUAUUUCCAAAAAACUUAAGUUCAGGUCAGUAUGGUAGUGUGCAUUAAUCAACAUUUACUUAUAAACGUGCAAGAUUAGCAUGACAGCAAGGUUUUACCAUAUACCAUGAUUGAGAAAAAUUUGUUGGCACAAUGCCACACUUUUUUUUUUUAAGUACAUAGGUUUCUAUCAAAUAAAAAGGGGUGUUUUUCCCUAGAAACGCUUUGGGGAUCCACCUUUGCCUCUAGAUAGAUAGAUAGAUAGAUAGAUAGAUAGAUAGAUAGAUAGUAGGGCCCAACAGAUAUGGAUUUUUGGGGGGCUGAUGCCGGUACCGAUUAUUAGGGGGGAAAAAAAUCCAAUUACCGAUUAAUUUUAAUUUUUUUUUUUUAAAAGUUCUAAAAAACAUAUACCGUAGAUAUCUACAGUAUAUAUUAUUCUGUAGAUAUACUGUAGGCUACUGCUCUUCAUGCCGACAGGAAGACCGACUGAUCAAACUUGGAACAGAAAAGAUGAAGAUUGUCAUUAGGUUGCUGUGCCAUCUACAGGAUAAGUUGGGGAACUUUUCAAAUGGCAGAACAUUUUCGAAGUGAAACCAAAUCUUAUUCUCUGCAUUUUAUUGUUGAAAAUAUUGGCAAAAAUCGAGUUUUGGCCGAUUACGGAUUAGUCUCAAACGGGCUAAAAUUGGCCGAUUUAAUUGGCUCGCCGAUAAAUUGGUCUGGCCCUCAUAGAUCGAAUUUUAUUGUCAUUGUAACAAGCACAACGAAAUUAAAAAGUGCCUUUACAAUCAGUGCAUUAAAAAAAGGGAUUAGACAGUAAUAAAACAUUAGACAGUAACAUUAGACAGACAACUUUAGACUGUGUCGUUUCAGUUGAUUUGAAUUUCCAAACUGGCAGAAGAGGGAGUUACAGUGUAAGUCCAGUUAAUAGAAAGUCCCUCCUGUGUUUGUGUGUGUAUGUGGUUACUGGAUUGAGGCCACCAACACAGAGUUCAGCAGGCCAAUUAUCUAUCUGUGGCUCUCAAACCCUGGCCGGGAUUAACCUUUGCGUCGGCCCUGAUCUGGUUAGCAGUGCUUAGCAGGUCCAUUGAUUUUGGAGCAGACCUCAGGACUACACAGACUGUCAGGCUCUAUGCUGUUGUUUCUGUCCUACCGUGUGACAAAAACAUGACAAAGUGUUAAUAUGAUCAACUUUUAUCCUCUGAUAGUCUUUCAGGUGUGAGAAGGAAACAAACCCAGAGAGUCCAGAGGGCUUAUUGGUCAGACUGUAGGAUGUUUACUUACAUGAGCUGAAUUUAACGAUCACACAUUUCAAGUCUCACAAUGUCGCAUGAGACUUAACUAUGUAGCUGGGCUGCAGAAAGCCGGGUUUACGUUAGCCGGUAUAUUCUGGCUUUCCACAUGCAGUGGUAUUUAUUGUCAAAUAAAUUAUCAUACUGAAUCCAAGAUGUUUGUUACCUUUAAUAACAUAAAAAAGUGUGAUUAUCCCACCCCCUAAAAAACAAAAACAAAGAAGUCCACACUCUUUUAUGAUGUUGACAGCAAAGCAGCAAGAAACCAGAUUUUCCUAUUUUCACCAAAAUGCCUGCAUCACAGAGAGAACUGAUGGGUACAGUAGAGAAUAAAAAACAAACAAGAUAAAACAACACUGAAAAAUAAAUCAGACAUCUAUUCUCUGUCUCCAACAGGAUAUACGGUUUUACAGUCACCUGUGACACAUGCAUAAUAACAUGUACAGUAAAAUGUACUAGUUACCUGUUACUUUAGUUGUGACAGUCUAUUUUUUUUAUUUCUAUUUCUUUUUUGAUAAUAGGAGAACUUUUAUUAAUCCCAGAGGGGAAAUUUAAUAAUAAACGGACAUAAAACAAGACAAUCAACUGGAUUCUACCAAAAAAUGAUGAUUUAAUGCUCCUUCAAAAAAAUAAUUCAGUAAAGUGUUUUGUAUUCAGAUUCACACUCAUGUAGGACUGGGUUAUUUUCUGCAAAAUACAUCCGGAAAAGUGUUUUGUUGUUGUUGCUGUUGGUGUUUUGUUUUGUUUUAAUUUAGGGGUGAGUAUUUGAUCCUUUAGGGUUUGCGUGGUUGUAUACAACGUAAAACUGUUGUGUGUAAAAUAUUAGCUCUGGAAACAGAAUGACACGACCUUACUUAAAAAAUGUACUUGCUCUGCGACAUCAGGGGCCUGUUCUAUGAAGCAAGUUCGACCUAGCGAGGUAGCCUUGGAGCUACCUCGCUCGACUUAGUGCAGUAGCCAGCGGUCUCGCUAAACGGUCUUACGACGCUGGUUAACAACCUCGUAAGUGGAUCCAGCUUUGCUAUGAGCAUGUGCACGCAUGUAAGGCGGAGCCCGCCGCAUCUGACCAAUCACGAACAUGGACCAGUCUGGAGCUUCAGAGCAGGCUGGAGAGCGAAGGACUGUGGACUUUACAAACAAGGAACAGGAGACGAUCAUGAGAAAGUAUGAAGAAUUCAAAUCUAUCAUAAACCUCAAAAGCAACACCGUUGCCGCUGCAAAAGCACGGAAGGAAUGCUGGCAGAAAAUUAAUCUCUGAUGCCAUUAUCACCCUGAAAUAGCACUGUUCAACAUGCGCUUUUAACUAAGGUGACCAGACGUCCCUGAUUUCCGGGGACAGUCCCUGAAUUGGAUGAUCUGUCCCCGGCUAAAGCUGUCCCGAAAAUGUCCCUGAUUUAAGCGUUUCAUGAAUGAAAACAAAAAUGUUGCAUGUAGGCUAGAACAAUGGUUAUUACAGUGGGUAGCAAGCACAAGUAAGCAGUCCUGAACAACAGUAUUUACGGGGGUUAUUACUAGGGGCAUGCGCAGCGCUGCUACUAAAUAGUACUGAGAUGUUGUCUGUGAUCACACAGCCCAUGCCCAUUCAUUUCCAAGAUGUAUUCAUUCAUUUGUUCAUUUCUAUCGUAUUUACUUUUUUUGUGUGAUAUGUAGGCCAUAUGAGCCUUUCAUAAAGGUGGUCAUCCGGAAAAGUAAGUGGGUCCGUUAGGUCCCUGGAAACUCUCGCGCGCCGGGUGCUCUUCAGACAAUACGAGCACUGAGGUCUAUAGGAUCCUCCAAGAACGGACAAGCCAUUUUUCGAGAGAGCUCAUUGGUCAGUGGGCGGGGUUUUUAUACUCGGUGAGUUCAAUCUGGAACAUAACCUGCCCCGGAGCAGGUUAGCCUUUCAGCUAACGUUUCCAUGGAGACUCACCUCGCUAAGAAGUGAACCCGCGUCGUAGAACAGGAAACCCUCAAAGUUACCUCGCUAAGCCGUAAUCCUGCUUCGUAGAACAGGCCCCAGGUCAGCCCUCUGCAAAAUACUCAGUGUAUAAAGAUCAUGUUGUUUCAAAUGUUUUUUCUGUUUUUCAGCUUAUCCAGAAUCAGAGAAGUUGUGUUCUCUUAUGGUAAAACAAGUUUCAUCUCUAAAAGGUGAAAAGCAGGGAUCAUCUUAUAACUCUUAUUCUACUGCUUAAAUGCGUCAGCUUUCAGAAAUGUUUUUAUUUGCUGAUCAGCUAAGCUAUUUAAGUGUUUGUGCUGAAACUGAUAUUUUACAGUAAUAUUAUGCAACCCUGUUUUGAACGGGCACUGGGUAACCCUCUGAGAUGUCCUUCACUUCAAACAAAGAGAUCUGAGGACGAUCUCAGGAAACACUGGUGUCUUUAUCCUAACCUGUGCAUGUUAACUGUUGUUUGAAUGUGCUGCAUAUACACCAAAAUAACAGGCUGCAGAUUUGUUCACAUCUGCCUUGUACCGUUUUGUUGAAUUGCACAUUCAUAAGGAAAUGGAACUUAAUCAUUUUACCGUGGUGAAAGGAUUUCACCCCGCCCUGACAACGAGAUCCCAACCCAGAAGUUCGAAACGCUAUUCUGGUUCAAGUUUGAUUCAUGAUAAAUACGUGAAAUAUUACUGAGGUUAGUGUUACCGAGAAGUGUUUGAAAGGCUCAAAAGCAGCCAUUUGUUAAAAAAAUAAGUAAAUAUGUUGAUACAUUACUUACAUUAACAAAAUUCUAAAACUUCAUAAAAAAUUCAUAAAAUCGGCCAAUUAAUCGUUAAUCAGAAUUUUUCCUUCCUAAUAAUCGGUAUCACAUCGGCCCCAAAAAAUCCAUAUUGGUCGGGCCCUAAUUAAUAUAUACACUUAAUUUUUAUUUUUAUCAAAAUGGCCUUUAAAAUAUAAUUUGCGCAAUUUCAGACUCUAAAGCUCGCAAUCAAAUAAUGAAAUAAUGAAAAAUACAUCUUUCUCUCCUCUGCGAGUAGCGGGGCUCUCUGCUCACUGCUCUCUCUGCUCGUUGCUCUCUCCAUCUCACAACAGUAACACGUGCUGACAUGCUGGGCCACGUAGUUCAGAGGCACACACCGCACCUCUGAAAGUGGCGAACAUAAACGUACAAGGUGACGUAUUUUAAUGUCGCCUGAUAUAGACAUACGUCAUAUGAGGUGACGUUAACAUACAUCGACGCAUAUGACGUAUGUCUACGUACAUAUGUCAUACAAGGUGACGUUUGUUAACGUCACCUCGUAUGAUGUAUGUCUACGUACAUGUCACACCAGAUGACGUAUGUUAAUGUCACCUACCCCACACCCCUGCCCUGCCAAAGCAAAAAAGCUAGGGGAAACACUGAAAUACCUGUAUAAGAGUGUGGACAUAGCCUGGAUGCCAGGACAGGGAGCUUAUAGCUUAGCCACAAAUUAUGCCUACAUACUGAAUACAUACUUGUUGAACAUUUCCACAAGUUUGGAGAGAAUCAGGAGUUUACUUUCAUUUUCUGCUCUAUGCCUCUCAAUUUUCUCCUUUACAUUGUCAGCAGAAGCAGUUUCAAUGCUUUUAAAAUGUCAGAAAGAUAAGUAGCAGAUUUUGUGGUGAUUCCCUAAGAUGUGUUGGUGAUGCAUAAUGACAGCUCUGGAGUAAAAUCUGAAUGGCAGAAAACUAAACUAAAUGCUAACAGCUGUGAUGUUAUUUUGACUCUGUGUAUAAUGAUGCAAAAACUUCCAGCGUUCAGUAAAAAUCAGUAAAAAACUGAGUUUUGUGGUUGCCGAUGAGAUGAAGUGAAGGAAGCUCCUCUGGUUCAUGUGUUCAUUCACAGCUGUGUUUUUGUGACUAAUGAAAUGAUGAUAAACAUUUGACCUCUAAGUUGACCCUAACUCAUUUUGUGGUGGGUUAUCUGGCUGACAUAUGUUUGUGUCAUGGAGCUGGAAGUAGUGCUGAGUGUGACCAGUUUGCAUGGCAUCUGCAAUGCUGUAGGAAAAAGAGGCAGUGGCAUGAUCACAGAAAAACAACCCUGCAAUGGUGUGAGCUUUGACUGACUUUCAUUAUCACAAAGUGACCACGAAAAGACCCGAAGGAAAAAGACAUUGAUCGCUCAUUUGUCACCUGAACUGGAAUAAAAACUCCUCCAGUUGUGAAAGCAGCCUUACUUGAGUGUGAGCUUCACUAUUGUAAACAAAGGAAAAACUGAUACUGAGCCAGGUUUACAGAGUAUUCAGAGCUAGUCAGAGAAUUUCCCCCAAAUGUUUGUACAUCCUCCUUCACCCUCAGGCUUAAGAUUUUCUCCAUAAAGAGAUUUGACACAAGGAUUCUCAAGUACUAUCUGUCCCUGAGUCCUGUAGGUUGUAUAGAUCAGAAAGCUCACUCUUUUCAGUGUGAGAAGAGAUGAUCUUCAAAAAUUCAUUUUGACUAAUCUCUUUGUCUGAAGAGGGAGUUGGUUUUCCUGAGGUAGUCUUGUGAGUUAGAGGCUGUCCUUGACAAGUGUUGUGAUAAUCUGUCUGUAAGAUGUGAUCUGUGCUAAAGUCAUUAGCAUAGGUAGGUUUCAACUCCGCUCAUGUGCUCAUGACCUUAUCCAGGAUUUCCUUGGUGCUCCGGCUCUGCUCCUGGAAACUCUGUUUUCAUCCUGGAUUUCUGACAACUCUUUGGACAUAACUCGUGAAGCCCUGCAUGUCAGCUUAUAAAACUUUAGCGCAUGAUAUUCUAUAAAGGGUGUGCCAACUUUCCCAUUAUUGUGAGGGAAGAAGGAUCUACUGUUGCCAUGGUCAACAAUGUGUACUGUGAUUAUUUGCUUCCUCAUUCGCCAGCUUGUCAAAUGCUUGGUUGCAUUGUGGAACUCCAAGAACUGCUCUCGUGGUAAGUCCAACUCUCUGGAUGUAGUACAGUGGAUUUGUUGUGUUUUCCAGAUGUUUCUCAUAGAGCUCUGAGAGAGUGAAAGGCAGGGAAAGCAGAAAUUACUUUAAGGUUGAAUUUAUUUGUACAAUAGUCAGUGUGGAAAUUAGUGGUGAAGGUUGACUGCUGCUGGUCCAACAUUGUCAUAGAUGAUGUUUCUGUGGAGCAUUGUUAAAUGUUAAGUUAUCAUGUCUAAAGAAAAGAGUGGUUCUAUUAAUUUUCUUCGGUAAGUUUUGUCCUUGAAAUUCAGAAGGUCAUGAAACCAUGUUUCUUUAAAUAGUGGUUGAUGAAUUACAAUAUUUAAGAGGCCAGCAAGAUAACACUAAAAAUAAACUAAGUAGGACUACCCAAAAUCCUCAAUUUUUCCAUCUGAAACCAGGCCUCUCUGGUGUCAAGCCCAUUACAAGUGAAUAAGACCUGGGCACUUUUUGUAUUAUACACGUGAACUAUGCAGACUUGUGUGGUGUUCAGCUAUCUACUCACUUCAUUUGCUUAUCCAAGAGCUGAAAAAUCUGAGCUCUUGAAUCUCUGUAGCCAAUCAACAUGGAGAUUCCCUGGUAAAGUUUGUCAACUACUGACCAGUAGGGGUUCAUUCACCUGGAAAAUGGAGGACAAAUGAAUCAUGAUGGUAUGCGGCUACUUUAGCUCUGGGGUUCAACUGUUUUUGUACAGUUAGACUGGAAUAAUAAAUAUCUUGUUUGGAGAAAAGUGAGUGAGGAGUUCAGAUUAUCUAAUGUGCAAACACAACAAAUCCUUCCAAUACAGUCCGCUUCAACCACGUUUGAUGGAAACAGACUUAAGUGACAUGAAUAAAAUCCCACCUCUCUGUUUGAGCACUCUUGGGGUAUGUUACACAAAUGAAGUGGGUAAUUUAUGCAGAUCAAGCAUCAAACUGUGAUUUCAGUAAAUUAAUCAUUUUAUUCAUGUCAGCUUUGAACACAACAUUCAACUGCAUGUGUUAAACUGAGAAAUGCCAAACUGUAUUCGUCUAACUAGAUAUCCUGUUUGGAAUUUAUGUCUGCACUUAUGCCCAUAUGUAGUUCUCUUUGUUGUUUUCAGUCUUCUUUCUUUGUCUCUGCUGCACUGUUACAGUCUGUAACGGGGUUUCUGAAGAGCUCUAUUAUACUAACUUAUUGCAGAAGAAUAUAUAUAUAAAAAAAGAAAGGAUAAGAACAAUUAAAAUAUUAAAGCCCAAUACAAGCCUGCUUCUUAUAAAGGCCUGGUACCCUCUGCAGCAAAAACUCACGAAAACCCACUUUUUCAAGUCAUGAGGUCUAGGUCACUAGGUCUUAAAUGAUGUUUCGGGUUUGGUUAAGUGAUUGGUAGACUGAUUGGUUUAAUCCCAGUAAAGCGCUCAGGUCUCUAUAACAGGAUGUUACGGUUAAUCGUGUCCAAUGCAGCAUUAUGAUCCAAGAGGACAGAAAGAGAGAGGUCACCUCUAUAUCAUGGGGGAAAAAAAAAAAAAAAACACCCUGAUUUUUCAGGAAAGAGAAAGUGAAACUGGAUACUGAUUGGUCCUUUCAUGGCAUCUGUUUCCACUGUUCCUUCCCCUGUUCUGCUACCUUGUCCUGGUGGGGAGGCUUGCAUGCCUUCGUGACUCUGAAGGCUAUACCAGAGGGGGCUCAUACCCUCAGCAGGUUCAACAAUGCCGGGCAGGUUUUCGAGUAGAGGCCGGACGAAAAGCAGCACCUGGCCCUCCAGGUUGGGGGUUCGGCGUGGGGCUAACAACCCCACCCCGUAAAACACCACUUUGUUACAGAAACCAUGACUAAUGCUUUAACAACCACCAUGGGCCCCAUAGUAGACCCUAGCCAACCCAUUGGCAGAGUGACCACUACUGAUGAAAGCCUUCAACAGGAAGUCAGGAGUGCGAAGGCAUGUCUACUCUGGCCCAAAACAAAGAUCCGACUUGGAGCAUGGAAUGUACGCACCAUGUACGAAACAUCUAAACUUGCCCAGGUUGUCAGUGAGAUGAGAAGAUACAAGCUGGAUAUUCUGGGGAUCAGCGAAUGUUAUUGGACCAGAUCUGGACGCCACACAAUCAAUGAUGGAUCAGUUAUACUCCACUCAGGGCAUAAAGACAACACAGUCAUGGUGUGGCUCUAAUAAUCUCCAAAGCAAAGGCUUUGUUAGAAUGGGAGCCUGUAAGUGACAGAACCAUCAGAGCUCACUUCAAUUCUAAACAUUGUAAUCUAACCAUUAUACAAUGUUAUGCACCAACAAAUAAAGCUGAGAAAGAGGACAAGGAUGACUGGUAUGAAGAGCUACAACCGACCGUCUCCAAGGUCCCACUGCAUGAUAUGUUGCUGAUCAUGGGUGACAUGAACUCCAAAGUUGGUGUCAAAGCUGUCAAAGACAAAGGCAGGAACAACCUCCUAACAGAGAAUGAACAGGCAGCAAGGUGAAUGCAACACUUUAGUGAAGUCCUCAACUGCCCUGAGCCAGAACAUCCCGCUACCCCAGCACCUGCAGAUAACAUACUUAACAUCAACACCAGCCCCCCAACUGCAACAGAAGUCAACAGUGCCAUCAAAGCAACAAAGAAUGGGAAAGCUGCAGGCGUAGACUCCAUUCACGCUGAGAUGACCUUUUUAAGAACAUCUGGGACAAAAAUGUCAUUCCUGAGGACUGGGCCAGAGGCCUGAUUACCAAAAUCCCAAAGAAAGGCAAUCUCCAAAACUACAACAACUGGAGAGGCAUAACAUUGCUGCCCAUACCAUCUAAGGUCUUCUGCAGAAUCUUGUUGGGCCGAAUCGACACUGCAAUUGACACCAAACUGAGACAGGAACAGGCAGGGUUCAGGAAAGGAAGAGAUCAGAUAUUUACAAUAAGGAACAUCAUUGAGCAAUGCCUGGAGUGGAACAGUCCGUUGUACAUCAACUUCAUAGACUUCCAGAAAGCCUUCGACAGCUUACACCGUGACACCUUAUGGAAGAUCGUAGAGUCCUAUGGAGUUCCCACAAAGAUGACUGCAUUGAUAAAGAUGUUCUACCAUCAAUACGGAUGUAGUGUUAUUGUUAAUGGCAACCUCACUGAAAGGUUCCCUGUGAAAUCUGGUGUACGCCAGGUAUGUAUCAUCUUCCCCAUACUCUUCCUGAUUGCCAUCAACUGGACCAUGCAAAGAACCAUCUCGGACAAGCCCAGAGGCAUACAGUGGACUCUUUUCACCCAGCUAGAGGAUCUUGAUUAUGCUGAUGACCUUGCCGCUCUUUCCACCAACCACACUCACCUGCAAGAGAAGACUAACCGGAUGGAUAGAUUUGCCAAACAGAUCGGCCUGAAUAUGAACACCUCCAAAACCCAAAUGAUGUGCAUAAAUUCAACACCACACGCACCAAUCACUGUGGACAGUAAACCUCUUGAUUAUGUUGAGGAGUUUACAUGUAUGGGAAGACUGGGGAAAGCUCACAGCACCUUUGCCAGCCUUCAGACCAUCUAAGCAGUAUAGCCUUAAGACCAAACUUCAGCUGUACAACAGCGAUGUUAAAUCAGUCCUGCUUUAUGGCUCGGAGUGCUGGAGAGGGUUGAGAGCGACAUGAAAAAGAUCAAUGCCUUCCACAACGGAUGUCUCCGGAAGAUAUGUAGAAUCCUUUGGUCAAAUAAGAUUUCCAAUGAGGACCUGUAUAACAAGACAAACUGCCGCAACGUGGUGCUGGAAAUAAAACAUCACUGCUCAGACGGCUCGGACAUGUCCUCCGAAUGGACCAGGACUGCAUCCCCAAAGUAUCCUUGACAUGGACUCCACCUGGGAAGAUGAAGCAAGGGAGGCCAAGGACAAGAUGACGGAGAACUGUGACCUCGGAACUGAAGAUGGCAAAUCUAACAUGGGGCAAGGCACAACAUGCUGCACAGGAUCGGACCAGAUGAAAGCAGAUAGUCACGGCCUCAUGUUCCACAGGGAACGAAGAGGAUUAAGUAAGUAAGUCUAUAGCAGAUACAGACUGUUUCCAAAGGUGCAGCUCUGGUUUCACACUUUCUAAAGAUCCUCUGUAGUCACAUUUAUCUGCUGCAAAGACUGCAGUGUGUGUCAACCUGAUCAUGAUAAAACACUUAGGAGUUUCCCAACACCAAAACAAAGAAUAAAAGAGCCCCAAAGCGACAUUUUGAAUAAACAAAGAGGAUGUGGAGUAAAUACUUGACAGUACCCUAUGAACUGUGACUGUUUUAUCAGUAUUUUAAACUUUUACUGGACUACUACAGGCAUUGCCUGUUAUAAGAUACACCACCGUUGCUGAUUUUGGAUCUGUCAGCCACAAUAUAUUGAUUUUGUGCUCCGGCCGCCGAGUGGUGCAAGUGGCUAACUCUAACUUUAACUUGCAUAUUACAUGGUGAUUCACCGUUAACUCGGCGUGCCCGAGACCAGCACAGUGGGGAACAUCAUGAAGUGGGUUGAACUGAAACUUGUUGACUUAGUGUGUAUUUCACAAACUGGUUUAUUUAUCGUUGAGGUGGACCACUCUCCUCCGUGCGUCCCUGAGCUGCCUGCUUCAGAUCCGUCACUCUGCUGUGCUGUGAGGUAAAUAGUGGAUGACGAUUGUCAUGAGAUCGCUGCGCCAUCUAUUCGCCAUUCAGCCAUUACAGGCUGAACAGUUGGGAGUAACUUCAAGUUUUUGUUCACAAUGCUUUUUUUUUUUAAAUCCAGCAUGAGUUGUAUGUAUUUUGGGAUGUAUUUACUCCAUGAUCAGAUGUUGCUUUCAUGGAAAUGCACCAUUUUACUCCAUUUACCUUUAGACAUACAUUGAUGUUAACAGACCAUUGCUAAAUAUAUGUCAGCAAAAGAUAAUAAGGGCUUAGUUUUAGGGUUGAAAACAUUUGCAAGAGUCACAACUUAAGUGCAAAAGCAAAAAAACAAACCACAAUUGGAUUAUUCACUUAAACUUUUGGGCCUUUGAGAGUCUGCAUACAAAAAUCCUAAUAAAUCUCAACUGCAUCAAACUACUGCAGAAAUGGCUAGAAAGAAGCAACUGAGUAAAGAAACAAAAGUACAGAUUCAUACAUUGAGGAAAGAAGGGUACACAGAAAGAGAAAUUGCAAAACGCCUAAUGGUGUCUAACAAAGGAGUCCACUACACUCUGAAGAGACUAGAGGAACCUGGAAGUUAUGAUGAUAGAAAAAAGGCCUGGAUGAAAGAGAGUUACUACAAAAGCAGAGGAUAAACAUAGCAUUGUCACCAGUAAAAGAGAUCGGCAAAAGACAGCACCAAAAAUAAGGGAGGAAAUCAACAUGACAAGGUCGAAACCCAUAUCUCUGACAACCGUGAAAUGACGUUUGAGAAAGGCUGGUCUGAAGGGUUGUGUAUCUGCAAAAAAACACUACUUCAUCCACAGAACAAGAAAAAGAGAUAUGAGUGGGCAAAAGCUCACAAUAAUUUGACCAAUGAUGACUAGGAACAAGUUCUCUGGACCGAUGAAAGCAAGUUUGACCUGUUUGGUUCAAAACGCAGAGUCUAUGUCUGCAGACAAACUGGUGAACAUCUGAAAGCACCAUGUGUUACACCCACAAUUAAGCUAGGAGGUGGUAGUUCCAUGGAUGUUUUGCAGAUGAUGAAGUUGAAGAUUUGUUUGAAGUAAAGGGUAUCAUGAAGAAGGAACAGUACCACUCCAUCCUCCAACACCAUGCUGUUCCAUCUGGACUCAGACUGGUGGCUCAUAAGUUUGUUUUGCAGCAAGACAAUGACCCUAAGUAUUCUGCCAAGCUCUGUCAGGGUUACCUAGACAAAAAAAGGAAGAGGGAGGUGUUCUUCAAAAGAUGAUUUGGCCCUCUCAGUCUCCUGACCUUUCUCCAAUAGAGCUUGUGUGGGAUGUAUUGGAUCUAUCAGUCAGAAAAGCGCGUCCCACGAAUCAGCAGUCUCCUUUUAAUGAACUUAAGAAAGCUUGAAAUGCAAUCCCUGGAACAUACCUUAAAAAACUUGUGGAACGGAUGCCUCGUAUAUGCCAAGCUGUUGUUAAAGCCAGAGGAGGUUAAAGAAACUUCUUAGAAGAUACUCUUUACACAAUAGUCAUGUUUAUUGUGUUGCAAAUUAUAUUAAUGAAACUAUGGUCUUUUUUUUGUACAAAUCUGAUCUUGUUUCCAAAAUUUUUGGCCUGUAGUGUAGUUGUGAGACUAUUUGCCCACCAUUACUCUGAAUAUCACCAAAGACUUCCAGACAUUUUCCAUGCUCACCAGCGAAGGAUUCGGGAGGCUAGUAAAAACGCAGGGCUGAAGACAGUGUCAGCAGCUCCCUACAAAGAGACUGAGGCUAAAAUUACACAGAGCCAGAAGCAAGCCGAGAGCAGCUCACUCACCACAGAGGGUGGGCUUUAACACAGUCGCCCAGAGAAAAUUGGCUUUUUACUCCAAGUUAUCUGUUUUGAAUUUGAGCUGUAGAUACUGUACAGGGGAUUUAACCAUAUGAUUUUAUCAGACUUAGAUAUUUUUAUAUAUAAAAUAUUCCUUAUUGAUGUGCUUGAAAUAUUUUUUAAGUUUAAAAUAAUUCAACAUAUAUUUCUGUAGACCUGAUAAAUCAGCUUGAGUAUCUUUGUGUUGCUGCUUCAUCCAAGGACAUUGAAGAACUACCGGUGUUGGUUGGCUUAGACACUGUUGGUGGGGUCCUGGCUGUGAGCUCCUGCCUGCAGCAGUCUGUCCACCUCAGUGCUUGCUGAGAAUGAGUGGGAGGAAAAGGAGGGCAAAUUAGAGGAGAAACAGAGCGAGCUAAGAUGACGGAGAGGAGGACAGGAUAAGAUGAAGGUGAGGAAUUGGUGGCUGCGCUCUCUUGCCGACAUGAAACACAGGAGGAUUUCAUCAACUGUUUGAGAGUUUUUUUUAUCUUCACAAGGUUGAUUUAAAGCUGCUGAGAAAACUUUCACUGUGUAUUGAUCGAGGGAGUAGACAUUAAAAGCUGCAGUGGCCUUGUGCUGGUCCCAGACUCUGUAGGUCCAGCCGCACACGUGUAAUAUAACGUGUUUGAUUCUGCUGAGUCAGGCUGGAGGAGCCAGACCUCCAUUAUCAGUGAGCUGGAAAAGCUGCCACCACAUACACAGGCACACACACGCACACAUAGCUCUGACACCUGCCCUUUCUCCCGUCUUGGUGACAGUAAUGGUCUGACAGGUCGGGCUGAACCGCGUUUCUCUUUGGACGAAUGGUUUUGAAGCUUGUGGAGGUCAGCUUGACUCCUUUAAAGAAAAAAAAAAAAAAAAAGACAAGGCAGAUUAGUCCUUUAAAAUCCACCAAAGAUAGAAGGUAUAAAUAUCAGUGAUUUAACCCUUUAGUAAGUUUGGAUGUGGAUCAUUGGUGUACCUGAAAAAAAAAACAGUUAAGAUUUGAGUGCAACUGAAUUAAAGAAAACCAAAAAUAUCAAAGUAAACUGCAAAUGCGGUCACAUUCCUCUCAUUGUUUUCAGAGCCAGCAACUACUGUAUAUACUGCAACAUAUGAUAGAUGGUUUAAGCAGGCUGUUUCAUGACACAUUUAAUUCUUCAAAAAAAAGGUUUUAAAGUAAUGAUUUUUAAACAAUCACACAAACAUCUCUAUAAGUACUUUGACUGGUUCUCUGUCAGAAGAAAUUGACUGAUUCUUUAGCAGAAAAAGAGUUAGCAUGCUCUGAAGUCAGAUACUGUUUUCUUUUCUGUGCAGAAACCUCUCACUGACAGCAUGUCAGUUUGUGGGUCUGCCUUAAUCAAAUGGAGGAUUUAGAUUUUCUUCUUGCUGUUUAAGAAUUAGCAAGGUCUUUGGGACAGGCAUGAGAUGUGUGUUGGUGGGCUGUUGUUGUCCUUUGUUGCCCAACUCUAACUUUGCACACUUGCAUGUGGAAAACAUCAUGUUGCGCCCGUUUAUAUCCAGGAGAUUGUGUUCAUGCUAUGUCAAACCAGCAGGGACCAUCUGAUUCACGAGUCCUUUUGUUUUAGGUUCCUCUUUAAACAGUGAACUUCCACUUUACUUUCAGAACAUGGCAGAUUGGCAAGAGACAAACUAUGCAUUCUCUCUAUUACAAAUCCAGGACACCUACAGGUAAUUCAAUUGUCAGGGGAAAUGGAGCAAUGUUUUUUUUAUUGAAAAUUACAGAAGGGUUUCUGGCAUUUAAAAAAAGAAAGCAAUUCUAGAAAUCAAGUCCACCAAGACUUGAGCUAUAGAUCAACCGCAAAUUUAAAGCCAUGACAGCUCUGGUGAUAGGAGAACAAGAAUUGAUAUUGAGGCUUGUACAGAUCAGGCUUAAUCAACCAUCAACCGUGUUUGUCUUACUGUUUUACAAACCCAAUUCCAAAAAGGUUGAGACACUGCGUUUAUAUUCAUAAAAACAGAUUUUCAAGGUUUCCAAAUUAUUUAAAUUGUGCAAAGAUGACAAAUCAAAUGUCUACAUUGACAAAAGUAUUAUUCUGUGAAAACAUAUUCUUAUUUUUCAUUUGAUCCCAGGAAACCUUUCAAAAAAGUAGGAAAGGGGACAACCAAACACCUGGCAUUGAUAAGGUCAGAUGGUCUCAUCAAUGAAAGUUUUAGGUCGUGUUCACACCUAAAGGUCUGUUUCCUGAUUCAAAUCCAAGGCAAGACGAUACAUUUGUUUUGAUUGUUUAACUGGUCCGGUUUGCGUUCACAAAGGACAAACUCAAUCGCUCCAGAAAACGGAACGGGAAGUCACGUGACCGCGAAUAUCGUUUGGUUAUUGGUUAUUAGUUUAUGCCGGAAUACAAACCCCGCUCUGCUGUCUGAAACUGUCAUGGAGCAUCGUAGGCUGAUUUUGCUUUUGCUACUCAUCUGGAGCGCGUAUCAAAACAUGCCAGUCGAUCGCACGUAUGAGCGGCUCGUUAGCCAGCGAGCGUGAACUGUGGCAUUAAUUAAUACAUUCCAGAGUAGACGUGCUGCAAACAACAGAUGGAUAAAGACAAGACGGCGACAGGCAUUAAUGAGAGCCUACCACCGUUUCCUGUGAUUGGUGUGGAUGAUGUUCACACCAGAAAUGAACCGCUUCAGAGUUCACUUGAUAGUGGUCGGAGACCACCUCUUCAGGUGGACCAGAGUUUGUUUAUUUGGUCCGCACCAGAGUUCGAGGUCAGCGUUCACACCGACCCAAACGAACAGCACCAAGGGGGUAAACGCUCCAGGGUUCGGUUCAACCGGACUAAACGAGGGUGGUGUGAACGUGCCCUUAGAGUCUCUUUGGAUAUCAUGGAAGCUACAUCCUCCAAGGUCAACAAAACCCAGAAGAAAAUGUGUCAAUCACAAAAAAACAUCUGGAGAAACAUCUCACAAUAAAUAAAGCCCUGUAUACAGAUAUAUAGAAAUUUGACCUUCGUUGUGGAAAUCACGGACACCCAGCUCUUAAGAGGAAAGAGACCACCCGACUUCUCUUAUGAUACAGGAAUCAUCAGAGUCCAUGUCACGGGAAGCUUUUUUAGAGUCAAGUUUGUUAAGUAUCUUGUAGUGUAGAUAUUUUUCUGCGGGGGAAAAGUGGUCCAAUUAAAAAAACAUCUCUCAACAGUUAUUGUUUUUGCCACUGACAGGUUUAAAUGAUUGUUUUAAAGUCUCAUUUAUGCCCCCUUUACAUGUGUAAAGGAACUGCCCACAUUAAAUAAUAAUACCCUCAUCCUCUGGCAUGUCAACAUUGGAUUAGACAAAGUUCAUGUACCCACUCAAGGAUGCUCUUAGGCACAGAGGGGACUGAACAGUAUCCAUUAUGCAUGCAUUACAAAAUGCAGCUAUGGGAUCCAGCUGAAAUAAGUAACAUCCCACUGUCUUUGAUAUGAAGCGUACAAAUAUGUCAUCACUACAUUCUCAGCAGUAUAAUAUCCACAGUUUUUGAUUAUGAAUGUAGUUAUGCUGCUGUUCCUUGUGUGAAAAUGUCAAUUUUGUUGUGAAAGUGCCUGAUUGUUUCUGAUUAAGGAGGAACUGUUUCAGCGGAUUUAAGAUCAGUGAUUUAACCCAGGGAUUCCGCAGGAUCCGGAACGGCUCCGCUCCAUUCUGGUCCGACAGGAGGAUCAAAUACUCAAGCAUACACCACCCACCGGAUCCAAUCCGCUGUAGCAAGUGGAGGAGAAGUGCUCGCGAUAUUACCGAUAUCUCUGAAGCUACUGCUCUCCUACAACUUGGUCUUCUUGCUGUCAACAUUUGUCAUUACAAGGUUACAGUGUCAUUUAGCAGACGCUUUUAUCCAAAGUGUAGACAUACAAGAACAAGAACAACUCAAGCAAGGAUCUAGACAGGAAAAAAAAAAGAUCAGUAAGAGGAACAAGUUGCUUCAGGUCCAUUUGGACACAGGUACUACCAAGCAGUAUUCAAGGCAAGGAACAUCAACAAUGAAGCAAUCAUUCAACUUAAGAUCUUUCAUCAUCACCAUCAAUUAACUUGUCUUUACCACAAAAUUACCAAUGUACCAAGUGCUGGGUCACUUAAGCGCUGAACAGAAAUCCCCAAAAUUCCUAAAGUAGAGCAGGGCAGUGCAAGUCAAUUGUAGCUGGAAGACUGAUUCAACCACUGGGGACAACAGUGGAGAAUGGUCCAGCUAAGUGCAUAGUGUUCUCUAAAAAGCUGGUCUUUAGCUGUCUUUUUAAAGUAGACAGGGACUUUCGGAUUGAAUGGAGUUGGGUAAUACAUUUCACAAUUUAGAAACAAGAGAAGAGUCCACCUAGUGAUUUAGGGGCUGUAUGUUGUGCAGCAUUGUGGUUGAGAAGGGGUGUAGACCUGGAUGAGGGAUUCCAGGGAAACAGAGGCAGUUUUCGUUAUUACUUUCUAAGCAAUGAUCAGAGUUUUGAAUUUGAUGUGUGCUGCAACUGGAAGCCAGUGAUGGGAGAUGAAGAGAGGAGUGACAUGAGCUGUCUUAGGUGCUCCUGUGUUUUGGAUUAUUUGCAGAGGUUUAACUGUGCAUGCAGGGAGGUCUGCCAGUAAGGAGUUGCAGUAAUCAAUGUGAUAUUACAAGAGCCUGAGGAGCUGUGUUGCAUGUUUUUUCAGGUAGGGUCUGAUCCUCUUGAUGUUAUAGAGGGCAAAUCAGCAGGACCGAGCAAUUGAGGCAACAUGAACCCUAAAGGUUAGCUGGUCAUCAAUCAUGAAUUCGGGUAGACUUAGAAGAUAUAAGGUCAUGAUCAUCCAAAGUGGAUAUUGAUCUGUGGGUUCACAGUGGGACUGGCUGGGAUAAUAAUGAGCUCAAUCUUGGACAGGUUGAGCUGUAGGUGACGUUUCCUCACCUAUUUAGAGUUAUCAGCAAGGCAGGAUGAGAUCAGAGAUGAGACAGUUGUGUCAUCAUGUGGAAAAGACAAGAAGAGCUGAGUAUCAAAUGCAAAACAGUAAUGGAUGAAGCUGUGGGAGUGGUAAAAUUCAAGUGAUGUACAUUAAAAAAAGGAGGGAACCAGGCACUGAGCCUUGAGGCACCCCUGUUGGUAAGCCAUGCAAAUUGGAAACGUCUCCCCUCCAUGAUACUCUAAAGAUCUCCCUGUGAGGUAGGACUUGAACCACUGGAGGGCAGAACAUAAGAAACCAAGUGAGGAGAGUGUGGAGAGGGGGAUUUGGUGGUUUACUGUGUCAGAGGCAGCAGACAGAACCAGCAGCAGGAGAACUGAGUACUGACUCAUUAUAAUCUGCUUUUGUAAAGAUAACACAUUGAUGUAGAAUUGACUCAAAGGAUUCAGGCUGCUGCACAGAGUUCAGCUGCUGAGCGUACGGCAGCAAAACCUCUGCUGUGCUGCUGUGGUGCAGCUAGCAGGUCAUUUGGUGCGACUCCAGCUCCCACUGAGUGGCCAUCUGGACCACUGAGCUCCUGCACACAGAUAGUAUUUAGAGUCAAUAAUAUCAAAUCAUGGCACAUUUUCACUGCAGGGUCAAGUAAUGCUAUCAGCAAGAAAGAAAGGGAGAUUUGAUGAAGAUUAGGACCAGGAUUUGCCUCACUAUACAGGAGCAAAGUGACUGGACAAGAGAACUGCAGUUGAAUGAGACACUCAGAGGGCUCAGUGUUGUGCAGUGCCGAGUGAAAGGCUUGGAGGGUGACAGACAUUGAUUGACUCAAACACAAAAAAUGAAAUCCUGGAGGCAUUCCAGGUGGAAGCAAGAAGACUGACAGAACAGCAGACUGACUGUUUUUCAGUUCUGAUUAGACACAAGUGUUGAGAUGGUUGUCUGUCAUGAUAGCAUGUACUGAGUCUGGGCCACUACCAGAUAAGCACAUUAAACUAUAAUCCAUAAACAUAAAGGUAACGACCGAGAUAGUGCUGUGACAACAACGCGAUUGAGUUUGAGACAGUGAAAAUACAUAUGGUAUGUUGUAUCUGAACAGGUUAGCUUACAAGCUAAAGGUAAUUAGCACAGAUGAAAGGUAUAACAAAGACGUUUAGCAAACCGUUAAAGCACACAAACUAUCAUCAUAUGAGACAUACAGCGCUAUGACUCUCCACAAGUUGUCCUUCAGGUUGUUAUCUUUGUAAUGUUUGUGUCUUUUAUCAAAAAGCACUCUGUUCUCCAACAUGUAAACAAUCAGCUGGUCGGCCAUGAUGAAUAUACCAGUGAAUGUGACGUCGCAACAACACGCAAUCUGAUUGGUCAGAAGUGGAUACACAGUAUGCAAAACUGUGACCGUGAUACGAAAAAAUAAAUGCCACAAUAUCGCAGGAUGGGGAAAACGUCACUGAUGUAAACGCUUGUGUUGACAGGAUACAGGUUCGAAAAAAAUAUUGACGACCUUACUGUAAUUGAUUAUUUCUGAAGGAUAUUUGUGUAAAAUGAGCGAGAUACUCUGAGAAAUCCUUAAACAGUGAGGACAUGUACCAUGCUCUAAAAUUUUGAACACAAACAGACAAAAAAAGAAAUUGUUAUAAAUCUUUCAUUUUGUCCAUCUCUGCCUGGAGUAAUUGCUGACUUGUUUUGAAUGCUUUCCUGUUGCCCUGUGCUGUAAUGUAAAUGGCUUUGAUAAUAUAUUUUUUUAAAUCAUUGUUUAUUUUAAUAACAAAGAAAUGUCAGUAAGUAACAAGAUAAGCUGACUAGCUGAUUAUCAUUCAGAGGCUCUUAUGGGUGCUUUGAAUGAUUUGUCUCACAAUUUGGGUUUUUGUUUUUUUCUUUUUUAGUUACAGCUGUGAAAACUGCUGACAACCUGCAGCCCCUAGAGGAGAAAGGGGAGGUGUCUAACUCAAGCACUAAAAGUCUAGAAGGCAGGACCAACCAAUAAGCUCCAGUUCAAGACUGAUGUGCCAGCCAAUAGGACUGCUCCAUACUGGUAAAGUUAUUCUUUUUUCAUGUGUGUAUAUGUCAUAUAUGUCAUAUAUGUCAUAAAUCAUAAACUGUAUAUACUAUGGACAACUUGGUUCCGCCUACAGCCUGUAUACGGAUUUGAAGCCAAAUAGCUCUCUGUAUUUCCAGGAUUUUUCUUCAUUUCCUGAAAGUAGCAAUGCGCGCAUUCGGGCACUCAGUCGCUGAGAGUCGCUGUGAUGACGCUCGGCUCAAACAGUGUAUCCCCCGGGAGAGCUACGCAAUCCCUGAACGCCCAUAGGCUGUAUCAGGUGUCAAUCAUAGCAAACAUGACCCCCCUAAUAACUUUUAAAAACGGAGCUUCACAGAAAAAAGAGGACUUGAGCACAAACCAGUCCGACAAUAACUACAUGUCAACAUCACAAGCAGGGGGGAGAAAAAAUUAUGUUCUGUGUAAUAAAUUUCUAAAGUUUGUCCACAGUUCCAUAAGCUUUGCUGGCAGAGAGGGAUUUAUGAUCUAUACUGCAGCCCAUCAACAGAGGGUGCUGUUCUCGGAGUGGCUUCACCCAGCGAGGAGGCAGACUCUGUCCAUUCUUUAUACAGUCUAUGGUAUAAAUGUGAAAAAGGCUUCUCCCUUUCUCUAGAGCACCUACAACCCAUGAUUGAUGAGUGCUUAUGGUGAAUCUUGUCUCUGUCUUUUUCUUUAACCUGUUUCUAUGAACUGAAACGUACAUAUAAAACAUGAUAAAACGGAUAACCCUGAACUUAAUUAUGUAAUCCCAGUGAGUAAACAGUCAAUUUAAAGAGCCCUGUGUUGGCAUAAUGACAAUGAAAAGAGUAGAUAACAAGAUCACUGACUGCAAGCAGCACUCUCAUUUGUGACCACAACACAGUCAUUCGGUAGUUGUACAAAACCCAAUUCCAAUGAAGUUGGGAAGAUGUGUGAAUUGUAAAUAAAAACAGAAUACAAUGAUUUGCAAAUCCUUUUCAACCUUUAUUCAAUUGAGUAUACUACAAAGACAAGAUAUUUAAUGUUCAAACUGAUAAACUUUAUUGGUUUUUUUGCAAAUAAUAAUUAACUCAGAAUUUGAUGGCAGCAACACGUGACAAAGAAGUUGGGGAAGGUGGCAAAAAAUACUGAGAAAUCUGAGGAAUGCUCAUCAAACACCUACUUGGAACAUCCCACAGGUGAGCAGACUAAUUGGGAACAGGUGGGUGCCAUGAUUGGGUAUAAAAGCAGCUUCCCCAAAAAUUCUCAGUCAUUCACAAGCAAGGAUGAGGCGCGGUUCACCACUUUGUGAACAACUGCAUGAGCAAAUAGUCGAAUAGUUUAAGAACAAUGUUUCUCAAAGUACAAUUGCAAGGAAUUUAGGGAUUUCAACAUCUACGGUCCAUAAUAUCAUCAAAAGGUUCAGAGAAUCCGGAGAAAUCACUGCACGUAAGCGACACGGCCAGAAACCAACAUUGAAUGCCCCCAACCCUUGAUCCCCCAGGCGGCGGUACUAUUUCAAAAACCGACAUCAAUGUGUAAAGGACCACAUGGGCUCAGGAACACUUCAGAAAACAUCUGUCAAUAAAUACAAUUCGCCGCUACAUCUGUAAGUGCAAGUUCAAACUCUACUAUGCAAGGCGAAUGCCGUUUAUCAACAACAUCCAGAAACACUACCGGCUUCUCUGGACCCGAGCUCAUCUAAGAUGGACUGAUGCAAAGUGGAAAAGUGUUCAGUGGUCUGAUGAGUCCACAUUUCAAAUUGUUUUUGGAAAUAGUGGACGUCGUGUCCUCCGGGCCAAAGAGAAGAAGAACCAUCCAGACUGUUAUCAACGCAAAGUUCGAAAGCCAGCAUCUGUGAUGGUAUGGGGGUGCAUUAGUGCCCAAGGCAUGGGUAACUUACACAUCUGUGAAUGCAACAUUAAUGCUGAGAGGUACAUACAGGUUUUGGAGCAACAUAUGCUGCCAUUCAAGCAACGUCUUUAUCAUGGACGCCCCUGCUUAUUUCAGCAAGACAAUGCCAAGCCACAUUCUGCACGUGCUACAACAGCGUGGCUUCGUCAUAAAAGAGUGCGGGUACUCGACUGGCCUGCCUGCAGUCCAGACCUGUCUCCCAUUGAAAAUGUGUGGCACAUUAAGAAGUGUAAAAUAAGACAACAGAGACCCUGGACUGUUGAACAACUGAAGCUGUACAUCAAGCAAGAAUGGGAAAGAUUUCCACCUUCAAAGCUUCAACAAUUAGUCUCCUCAGUUCCCAAAUGUUUAUUGAGUGUUGUUAAAAGGAAAGAUGAUGUAACACAGUGGUAAACAUGCCCCUGUCCCAACUACUUUGUCACAUGUUGCAGCCAUGAAAUUCUGAGUUGAUUAUUUGCAAAAAAAUAAAUCUAAUGUGUUUGAACAUGAAAUAUCUUGUCUUUGUAGUGUAUUCAAUUGAAUAUAGGUUGAAAAGGAUUUGCAAAUUAUUGUAUUCUGUUUCUUUUUUUAUUUAUCACAAUUUCCCAACUUCAAUGGAAUUGGGUUUUGUAGACUGUCUUGUUGUAGUGUCUAAAUAUUCAAACAAAUAUCCCGAAAAACAAUUAAAGGAAAAACUGUUGGCUAAUUUCAGACGCCUCUCUCUUCAGCUCAAACUGUCUGUGUGUGACUGAUUUUCAGAUUUGCAGCCUUAGAGAUAACUUCAGAUUCAGAAACAGUCUCUCUUUACAGAGGAUUUGCUCAUGGUGCUGCUCUGUUUAGCUGUUAGGUCUGUCUGUGUGUGAAUUAAACUGCAGUCUUUAGUCUCUGUAAACAGAAACAAACAGUGACAGCUGACUCUUAUAUGAAUGAUCCCUUUCAAGGUUGAACAUUCAUUCUUAGAUCAGCAUUAUGUUAACAAUAAUUUCCAACCAUCAGCAAGCAUGUCCUUGUCUGUAAGGGACGUGUAUUUCCUACAGCUCCAUGAUAUGCAAUAUGUAAUGUUAAUAUCACAUCACCAUACUGUAUGUGUCACGAUAUGUACCAGGAGAUGAUAUAUAACACAAUAAGAUAUCAUAUGUGCCACAAUAUAAAUUGUAAUCAUUGUAGUAAGAGUAAGGCAAGUUUUGAGGUUCCUUCAACUUAGAAAAAGUGUUUUCAAACAGUUAAAAGCGUUUAUUGAAAUAAUUAAAAGCUUUGUGGUUUAACUGCAUAUAUCAGUAAUAUGAGGAGCAUUUCAUUACAAGUACACACCGUGCAUAAUUCUUUUCCUACAUGGUUAUUUCUAAUCAUUUUAAGUGAACCCUUAAAUAGUGUUUAUAACUCCCAAAGUAGUCUUAUUUAUUCUGGUCGACCCCCCUUCCUAACCCCUGCUCUCUGCACACGUCUGUGCUUUCUUCCCUCUCUGUGUCUGUUUGUUUCUCUUCCUCAGUACCAGCAGAAUAUUUCAUAUGGAACAAACUGAGUUUUUGCAGCACAUGAGCAAUAUGUGAAGGAUUGUUGUUAAAUUAAUAAUACAGCAUUUCAAAAAUGAUCAAAAGAGUGUUUUUCUGAAGGGCAUCAGAAAUUUCUACGAACUCGGGCUGUCAUUAUAUCAGAUUUUCACCUCACAUGGCCAAAAUAUAUGCUAAUAAUAAAAUUAUCACUAUGGAAGACGAGAACAGCCAUGGAUUUUUCUUUCCUUUUAUACAAUGUUAUCUCGUGAUUAGGGAUGGAAAUUGUUAACAAUUUAGGGAUUCCAAUUCCAUUUUCGGUACUGAUACUAUUCCUCAUUGAUUCUCAUUGAGUGAGAGAUAAGAUAGUACAAAUGGAUUUGUUUGCAUUAACUCUUUAAUAUUGUCACAGUUGGACAGAGGAUAUGGCAUAUCUAUGCACUAAUAAUUUGUGAUUUGACCUACCCUUUGACCACAGCUGUGACAUUCGUUUAUCUUCACCUCUGUCAUUUUACUCUUCCCUGCCUCGAUGAAAGGGGUUGCCAAAGGUGUGUGAGAGCUACCCUCUGCAGCCUCUGAGCUAGCAUGACUCUGGCAGUCAUCAUCAUUUUAAUGUGAUUUAAAAAGAUGUAGAGUAUUUCUAUAGUGAAAGGGUGUUAACAUGGCGCUAACAUCUACACAACAGACAGGACUUGGAGGAGUUAAACAUUACCUUCAGUAUUUAAAGCAGAUGAUGCCGAGACAUUAGCUCCAUUCCUGCUUUUGCCUAUAGCGGUCUUGCCUUCACUUGGUAGCGUAUCAAAUACGUUACACAAAUUAAUUGUAUGCUGGGUGGAUAAAUAUUUCUUCAUAUUGGAAGUAUUUCCCCCUUUUGACAAAAUUUGCAAUUUUGUAAAAAGUAGCCCCGGUAUCAUCUUUUCACAUGAAAUACAGCCAUACUCUGGAGUGCUUUUGCUGGAAAGUUCUGAACCAAAACACGCUUCUCGCGGACUAUGUCAUCACGCAUCAAAUUAGUGGUGGGGGAUAUAUCAAAUAUACUCAAUAUAAAUUGACAUGUAGGCUUUAUGUUUUAAGGCUUCAGUAUGCAACUAUCUUUGGAGUUUUGAUCCUCUCACUCUCCUGCCACUCUUCUCACAGUAAGCAGCACUCUCCCCCACCCAACUCUCCUGCGCACAUGCGUGUUGUUUCUUAAGGAAAGGAGGGAGACGAGCAUGGAGAGAGCGAACAAAGUUGAGACCCCAGGCAAGUUUACGAGUUACUACAAGGAGGGAGGGAUGGAGAUUGACGACUUGGUGCCGAAAAAACACAGCACUGGCUCUAUCAUCCUGCAGUGGUUCGGGUUUCGCCAGGAAGACAUGGGGAAAAAUACAGUUAUCUGCAAAGUAUGCCGCAAAACCAUAGCCACCAAAGGUAGCAGUACCACAAACUUAUUUCACCACCUGAAAUGCCAUCCACUACAAAACGAAGAAUGCAUCAGACUCAGUAUGUCCAUGUCUCUUCCUACACCACAUAAACCGUCACAGAAAACGGCACCGAAGCAAAUGACGCUGUCCUCUUCAUUUGCCAAUUCAGUCCCACUGACAGAAAAAGUCAGAGAUGGAAAGACAUCACGGCCGCAGUGACAAAAUACAUCGCCAAAUGAUCUUUGUUAUGUUGAGAUACUUAGAUAAUAAGUCAUUAUCAUGAGAUAACAGUAAAUAAAAAAAGAUAAAUCCAUGGCCGUUCUUGUCUUUACUACAUCGCUAUAUUCAAAGUUAAAAUUUAGAACAACCCAGUAAGAAGAACAACAGCAGAGUCAAUUUACAGCAAAUGGGACAGGCUGGCCUUCCAUUAUUAAGUUUAUAGUUUGACAUGGCCACAUCUUUUUUUAGAGAAAGUGUGUAUAUUUUACCAACUGUACGUGUGUGUGUCUUUGUGUCUGUGUACACACUACAGGUACAAAAGGAGUAGGUAUCAAGGAGAACACACAGUGAACCAUAUAAGGUUAUAGUUCAUUCAGAUAGAACAACAUAUAAUCAUCCUAGAUCUCCAAACAAACACACCAAUGUUUUUUUAACUAAUCAAUCAGGAGGGAUUACACAGCAGGCUAAUCAGUUACUGUCUGAAGCCUGUGUCACAUCGCUGUUAAUGCACAACUCUCUAAAAAGUAAAGCAUAGAGUGUGUUUCUGUGCGUUCUAGCCUGCUGAUAAGUCAAGUGUCUGUGUUUAUAGGGAUGGCAUGCUCUGACUCUGUUGCAGGCCUCCCUAUUACUGCUGGCAGCUGAUCAGAUGAUGUUUUGUCAUGUGAAAACUGAGGUUUGUUGUGUUGCAGAAAUAAUUUUCCCAUAUGCUGCAAUGAGUUUGAGUUAUACACAUGAGAAUAGAAGUGGAAUACUAGUUUUCUUCCUUUACAUGGUCAGGGGUCGUGUCCUGUCUGAGAAGAGCACAUUGUGAGCUGAGAUGAGCGCCAAUUAACCAUUUCGCACAACCCCAAAUAAAAAAUUGUAAACUUUAUGUGUUUUAAAAAAAGGUUCUUCUAGAUAAAAUCCUAGCAGUGAUUCAUAGAGAUUAAGACAUCCUGUCAUACCUUAGUCGUUUUUCUGUUUUAAGCUAACUUUAAGCUAGAGCUAGAAUUAGCAAACAUGGAAGUUUGGGGCAAUAUGUCUCAGUCAUUUUGGGAAAAGUUGUCACAUGUUUAAAAGGGAUUAGAAUUAACAUAAUGGGCUCUAUUUUCAUGCUUCGCCGAAGACAAGGCACAGGCGUGGCAUAAGUCAGGUCCGCCGCGCCGACAAGGCGUUCCCAAGCACAAUUUGGUAUUCUGGUGAGCGGCGCAGCCCGGCUUAAGUAUCCCCCCUUCCUAACUCAGCUCCUCCCAGCGGCGUAGGUCGUAGCGAGGGAGGAGAGAGGGCAUGGAGUGGGUUUAACACAGCCGAGACCUGUUUUCACCAAUAACAUCGGCUCCUCUCCCCGACUUUAAAUUCGCCACUGGCGAGGCGUAUUACUAUUUUUGUGAAGUAGUCAAAGAGAUCAAGAGAUGUCUGAAAACAGUAAUGCCACACAAUGGCGACAUAAGGCAGCCCCUCAACAAGUGUAGCUGUAAGUGCUGCAGUGCUACACUCUCUCAUAUGAGCACAGAUGGAUUUGGUGUGUGUAAUGUUGGACCCACUAGUAAGACAAACACCCUUUUCCACAAAUAAAGACACUCACAUAAAGUUGCAUAUAUUUAAACCUCACGUGACAAAGGUGGGUUGUGCGCACAGAUCACAUCAUAAACUCCAAUAACGGCAUUAAAAUCGGAACCAUCUGUGCGUAAAUGACGCAUCGCGCUCCGUGGCCUGGCUCUUUCUUUCAUAGAUGUUGGCAUAUAAAAUAAAUUUGGCUCACAAAACUGAAUAUUAUAAUAUUUGUAUGUAGGCUUAAAGUAAAUAACUCAUCUGAUCACUGAAAUAUAUCAUCUGUUCACCCGCAGCAGCUGCAGCUGCAGCAGGACAGGGAGAGGACACUGAGACAUGUCCAGGUCGAGCUGCGUGAGAAAUAAGAGGAAGAAAGAAAAGGAGGGAGACGAAUUUCAUAUCUUGUUAACUUCAUCAAGUGUCUCUAUUUAGUAGAUAUUUAAUUGAAUUUAAUGCGGUUUCAGCUGUGUUCAUUCGGUCAGGUUGUGUGUCCAAACGCGUGCCAAACGCGCUCAUCAGAUCAGAUAUAGAUCAGAAUAUAUCGAUAUAGAUCUAAAUGCAUGUGCUGACUCAGAAUAUUAAUUGUUGUUGAUUAUUUAUUGCACUGAAAUGUGCCGAUACGCCACCGGUCAACCAAAAUACCACUAGACCAGCUGUGCUCUGCCUGCACUGAAAGCUGACCAGGUUUGAACCGGCGAGCUUUCAGCGCACUUUAUACGCCACCGGCGAGCAAGAAAUGUCACUGCGCCAGCUGAUUCUGUCGACACCUCCCCCUGCCACGCCACCACGCCCAGCUUGGCGGACCUCGGUGUGCCUCAGUCCACAAAAAUACCUAACUGGCUGUACGCCGGGCUCCGCCAGACGAAAAUAUCACUGCGCGGGGUCCGCCACCCUUCGUCGCCUCACCACCAUGAAAAUAGAGCCCAGAGAGUCUGUUUAUCAGCAGUUGUCACAUUGAAAUUUUGACUAUAUUUUUACAGAAAAAGAGUGGUUUAAAGGAGAGGAGAAAGCGAGAAGACAUGGUCUUCUUCAAUUUCAAAAGAAAAACAAAACAUGGCACUGCAGUACCUGACGUGAUGCUGAGUGCAGUCAGACAGGUGACCCUAGCUAAUAAAUCAAUCUGGAGGAAAAUAAAGGACUUUAACGUCAACUACCAUACCUUGGCUCAGUACUGCAAAACAUUCACCCCAGCCGAAAUACAGUCAGACAGAUCUCCAAACCCCAGAGCAUGUUGCUGAAUAAUUUAUGUCAAUGUUUGUUCAACGGCUAUGUUCAACGACCUUUUCUAACUUAAUGAUAAACAUUUUCUGUGCCUGACUUUGAUGUUCACUUUCAAGUAAAAAAUGAGAACAAUAAUUUUGUUUUAUUAGCUGCAAAAUCCACUGUGACAUCUUACCCCGUGUAGUGAGACAACUUACCCGAUGGUGGGGCAACAUGUCACAUGUUCACUCUCUUUGUUUGAUUGAUUAUAACUCUGCACUGACACAAGAUAUGAAAAUGACAUGAAUACAAAAUAUAUACCUGAGACUUUGGUCUUUUAUCUGGUACAUACGUUUAUAUAUGAUGUAUUGAUUCCAAGAAAUAUGUUAAAGUGUAAAAAGUGUGACAACAAGCCCUGGUCUCCCCUAUGAGUUAAUGCCAAUGCCACUGUUUAAUUUAUCAAAAGGUGUAGCAUGAGUGCCAUCUGAUGGAAGAAGGCAACUUCAGUGUUUAGUUUUGUAAGUGAGGGGAAAGGGGAUUACAUGCAAACAAAUAACAGUUAAUUAACAUAAGGUAACAUCAAACAAUGAGUGUGGUCUAGACCUGCUCUUCUGGAAAGCGUCUUGGGAUAACGGCUGCUGUGAUUUGGCGCUGAAUAAAUAAUAAUUGAUUGACUGAACAUGUAUCCCUAUCCAAGCACAUGAAUCACAAGAGUAGCAUCAAUAAUGGCCGUUUUAACCAGUUGGUAGGCUGUGGUUGCCUGUAGACUGACUCACUGAAAUGACUCACUCACACUUUAAACCAGUGGUUCUCAAGUCCAGUCCUCGAGGCCCACUGUCCUGCAUGUUUUGGAUGUUUCCCUGCUCCAACACACCUGAUUCAAAUGAUCAGCUCGUUAUCAAGCUCUGUAAUGGCUUAAUAACGAGCUGAUCAUUUGAAUCAGGUGUGUUGGAGCAGGGAAACAUCCAAAACAUGCAGGACAGUGGACCUCAAGGACUGGACUUGAGAACCACUGGUUUAAACAGAGCUCCAUAAAUGUGGUCAGAAACACCUGAGGACUAACUGCUCUGACAUUACAGCCGAGAUACUGUGAAUAUAGCAGAACGAUUCAAAGAUUCAUCUGACAGUGUGUUGAUUAUUUCAUAGGUAUUCCAUGUUGUUAUCAGUCAGUGCAAGAGACUUAAGUGUAUCAACACCCAUGACUCACACACAAAAAAUCCACCUCAGUGAGGGGACUGUGGUGAUAAAGAGUCAAGCAACCUCUGCCCAACAUGCUGCCGACACAGGAAACAGAGAGAGCAAGAGGCCUUUUGUGUGUGUGUGUGUGUGUGUGUGUGUGUGUGUGUGUGUGUGUGUGUGUGUGUGUGUGUGUGUGUGUGUGUGUGUGUGUGUGUGUGUGUGUGCGUGCGUGCGUAUGCGUGUGUGUGUAUCUUUUCUCUUGCUUCUUGGCUGCACGCCCAGAGGUGAUACGCUGUAGAGGGAUCUAAAAUGAGGGAAACGGAGAAGCUAAAAAUGGUUUGUGCUAAAACAGCCACAGACUGUCUCAAAACGUUCAUCUCAAAAAUUGAAGCCAAAACAUCUCGAUCACCUCAUUGAGUUUGGAUUAUUCAGCCCUUCUCUACUGUUUUAAAGGUUCAGUAAAAAACAAAAACUUACCAAACACCUGACAGUCUGUUUCAGCUCAGUCUGUAUAUGGGAGGUUGAUCCACAGUGUCUCUGCUUUCCUUCUAGGGCACCCCUUGUAUUUUGGCCUGCUAGAAGUCAUGCAGGUGACUGGUUAUCUGAUUAUUUUCUUUGCCUUCGGUUUACAUGUGGUGUAUCACAGGACGGUAUGUGAACAUGCACAGUGAAGAUAAGCUUUGGUUCUGGCUCGAUCAGGUGAUUCAGCCGGAUUGUUGUCCUUGUCACAGUUUACCUGCACUGAGCAAGAACUGAUUUAUUGACAGAAGCAUGUUUGCCUCUGCUACAGUAGGUGAAGACAUGUCCUCUUUCAGGUCAUUGCUGUAAGGUCGACCUCCAGUUGAUGUAUUUCGUGUCAAAACAGCCAGCAAAAUUGGUCAUGUUCAAACAGUAGGGCAGAACUCUGGCCUGUUUUAGUCCGAUUACUCUGCCAAUUUUUUAAUUUUUUUACGAAGUUAUAAAAAAAAAAAUAAAAAAAUACUGUAGAAAUCUAGUAUACUAUAUACUGGAGAUAUACUGUAGGUUUCUAUUCUUCACGCUGACAGGAAGACCGACUGAUUAUCUCAGUAAUAAUCCACGUAUUUAUCAUGAAUCAAACUUGGACCAGAAAAGCGUUUUCAUCUACCCCUCCGCCGAUCGGUGCCUCCGUGUCUUAACUCACAUUACACAUUUCUGGUCCAGUCUCAUCUGGAGACAUGUAGCUCCCCCAUAAAGAGAAGUAGCUAGAUCACGUAAUGUGUACUGUUGUUUAUUCUACCGUUACUGGCACGGCUAACAGUGUAGCAAGGCUAAUAGCAGGUGGCUAACUCUAACUUUAGCUUGCAUAUUACAUGGUGCUUCACCGUUAACUCAGCAUGACUGAGACCAGCACAGUGGGGAACAUCGUGAAGUGAGCUGAACUGAAAUUUGUUGACUUAUUGUGUAUUUCACAAACUGGUUUAUUUACCAUUGAGGCGGACGACUCUCUUCUGUGCCUCCCUGAGCUUCAGAUCCGUCGCUCUGCUGUGCUGUGAGGUAGUUAGUGGAUGAAGAUUGUCACGAGGUCACUGCGCCAUCAACAGGAUAAGUCGGGGGAUCUUUCAAAUGGCGGAACAUUUUCUAAGCAUUUUAUUUCUGAAAAUAUCGGCGAAAAUCUGUGAGUUUUGGCCGAUUACCGAUUAGUCUCAAAUGGGCUAAAAUUGGCCGAUUUAAUCGGUCGGGCCCUAGUAUAAAUGACAGAGAAAAUCACUCCCCAACCUCAUGAUUCAAGUGUGUUAGUCUGACUGUGAGAAGUUGAUUUAGAGCGAUUUCACUCAGACUAAUGUAUUUUUAAAGAGUCCAGUUUCAGUCGGACUGUUGCAAUAGAUCAUUUUUUAAUGACUUGUAUUUAUACUGAUAAAGCCAUUGCACAUAUGUAAAUAAGUGUUUCUUAGCAAGCCUUGCCUUCAUAAUUUUUAAAAGGGAAAAAACAACCAGACUGAGUAGAUGACGAAAACAAAUUCUAACUAUUUAGGACAAAACAUAGUUUAUAAACACCUAAAUUAAAUACAUGAAAUAAAAUAAGACAGCUGGAGACUGAUUUAACUCUGUGUGUUGGUUCUUCUGUGUGAUGAUCUACCCACUGUGUCUUAUCUGAGCCUGUAAAGAUGAUACUGAACAUGUCCCAUCUCUAUGGGCUCCCUCAGAAGUAUGGGACAUGCUGCACCACCUUUAGCCAUAGACUUAAGGGGUCUUUUUUCAUGCUCCAGGUACAUUAGGUUGGACGUAGUGCAACCGGUGCAAGACGGCAGCCGUAUUUAAGCUUCAGCUUUUUACAACAAGAAUAGUUCCUUUUUUUGAUUGAACAGCUAACACCAACAGAUAGAGGAUGUGUACAGACUUUAAGGGAGGGUACAUGCGAUUGAAACAUGAUUGAUCUGAGUGAUCCUUCGGGCCACAUCUGAUUUCUUCCAAACACAAUAAAAAUAGACAUUAAAAUUAACAACAGCAAGAUGUUUCCAGAGAGAGACUCAGCCUAGAGGCACCCAGACUGAGAGCUCCUCACUCUCUCAUGACUGUCAUGUGAUCAUAAAGAAACAGACUGAGACAGAAAGAGAAAUGUGGACUAAUCACAGCAGCUCUUCACCAUCUGCUUCAGCGUGCUGUGUGUAAAAUGAAAUCUGCUCAUAAAGACCAAUAUAAAGUUUUCUUCCUGCAGGUGAUCAGAGAGAAGAAAUGAAGAGAGUAUGUUAGUACAUUUUUUAUCUGCUCUCCUCUCCUUUCUUUGUGUGGUUCUGCAGGAAAUGAGCUGGACACAUGUUCCUAAUCCAAAUGAAAUCAGUCCUCCACUCUGUGUGUGUGUGUGUGUGUGUGUGUGUGUGUGUGUGUGUGUGUGUGUGUGUGUGUGUGUGUGUGUGCGUGCGUGUGUUUGUGCUUUAUCUUUGUUGUGUGUUUUUGGUGAACUAGAAACAUAUGGUCCUGUUCAGAAAUCGCUCAAUGCAUUAUUCCCACAGAGUCCUGGAGUUGUUUCUGCCUCAGAAAAGAAUCAGAUAUGGUUACAGGAUGGUACUGGAUAAAAAAAAAAUCACAAAAAUACUGCAUGUUUUUUUUUUUCUUCCUGUAGCUCAUAUUUAAUAAGGGCUGCAGGGGGUUUGAAGACUUAAUAUUGUAUUGUUUGCUCUCCACUGCUGGAGACACAACAUGAACUACAACAGGCAGAGUUAGAGGAUCUCUUCAAAGAAGAGCUAUUUGUUGAUGUAACAUCCGUUUCUAACAAGAACCAGCUGUUACAAUGCUCCCCUCAAAGACUCGGGCUCCAUUGAUGAAAACAGGAACUAAGACAACAUGUCAGAUGCUAAAAAUGAAAAGAACAUGGUUGAAUGUAAAAUCUUUGUUUCUUAAAAGGUAGCAGAUGUUUCUCCUAAACCUGUAGAUGUUGUUCAGCAUGAAUGGAGCCUUCACAGAUGUGGAAGAUACCCAUGACAUGGACUCUGAUGAUCCACAUACCAUCAGGGAAGCUGGAUUUGAACUGGGAGCUAAGACCUAGCCAGGUGGCCCCUCUAGUCUUUAAAAAGAAGGAUGCAGCAUCAAUGAGUUCCAAAAAGAAUGUCCGACUUUGAUUGUUCAGACCACAUCACAGUUCCCCUUUUCCCCUUCAGUCCAUUUAGAUGGACUCAGUUCCAGAGAAGUCACUGGUGUUUGUGGAUCAUGUUAAUAUCGGAUUUCCAUUUUGCAAGUCUCAGAUUAAAGGUCCUUUCACACUGGGACCGUUUUUAUCGUGUGAUUAUUUCGGACGUCAAUAUUUUUUUUCGAACCCGUAUACUGUCAAUACAAGCGUUCGCAUCAGCGACGUUUUCCCGUUCUGCGAUAUUGCGGCAUUUAUUUUUUUCCGAUCGUGGUUGAUUUUUCUAAAGUUUCACAGACUGUGUGUCCGUUUCUGACCAAUCAGAUUGCGUGUUGUUGCGACGUCAGAUUCACUGGUAUAUCCAACAUAUCCGACCGGCUGAUUGUUUACGUGUUGGAAACAGAGUGCAUUUUGAUAAAAGACACAAAUAUUACAAGGAUAACAACCUAAAGGACAUGUGGAGAGUCAUAGCGUCGAAUUUCUGAUAUGACGAUGUUUUGUGUGCUUUAACAGUUUUAAACUUCUAAUUUAACUUUCAUCUGUGCUAACGUAAGCUAACGCUUGUUACCAUAGUUUCAUGUUCUUAUCUGUUACUGGCCCCGACUCAGUACAUGCUAUCGUGACAGAAAGCCAUCUCAACACUAGUGUCUAAUCAGAACUGAAAACAAUCAGCGACCGUGGUACAGUUUCAGCUCCGGAACCAAGCAGUGAAACUCACCAAGUUCUCUUCUUUUUUGUAAUUUUUGAUGCACCCAUGUGCUACAUUUAUUUUUCUUUUGAGAAAGCAAAAGGAGUACCAAUUCACCAUUACUUGAAGUUGAAGUAGACUCCAUUUUUGUCCUCUCACUUCUACCCGGGACGCUGGUUGUUAAGGGAAGGUCCCGCCCUUCUUCGCCUCUGAUUGGCUAUAAGUGCUGACCGUUUGGCUUGAGCGUGUGAUGACGUUUCCAGCUUUUCUAGCUAAUCAGAGGCCAAGGAGGCGGGACUUUCCCCCGGAAAAGUCUUACCCAGGAUGCGUCUUUUUCCCCCCGUAAAGUCACAAAAUCGCAUCGGGCUUGAUGUGUAUAGUCAGGCACGUCAAAAUUCGCCUCUGAAUAUUUCGUAAUUUCACGUUCUAUAUUCGUGUCGGCCCUUGUGAAUGUGUAAGGACCUUUACCUCAUUGAUGGAUGUAGUGAUGACCUGUGGUCACAGACAAAGGAUUUUUAGACCCACUCACAAGUCUAAUUCUAAUAUUUUUACACUCAGUCUUGUUCCUAACCUGUUGGAAAUUCACCUCAUUAGUCGGAGAUGCUCCUCCACCUGUUUGUUUUAGUAUAACACAGCUUUUUACAGCUUUGACAUCUCCCCUAACAACUUUAUAUCUGUUUAGUUGUUCCUUUAACAAUCUCCUACCUGUUUGGUUGUUCCUCCAACAACUUUUUACAGACAUUGAAUUUAAAAUGAGGAGAUAUUUUUAACAUUCAAUUUGUUGUCUUCCAGCAGGCCUUUGUUGCUCACAGCUGACCAGGAUUGUAUCUUGUCAUGUGUUGAUGCAGUAAUGUUGCAGUGCUCUUGUCUGUCCCUCGACUGUGCUUUUUGAAAAGGUUCAAAAUUGUCCAAUAUUGUGGCUUCAACUUUCAUAGCUUGCCACCACCCUUUUGUUUCGUUUGUUUAUUAUGAGUCAUCAGCUUUAUCGUGUGGCUUGGUUCCUUAUCCCGUUCACUUGCCUUAUUUUGAGCAAUACCAGAAGUUGCUAAACUGUCAUCAUAAGAUGUGCUGCAGUACAGAGUCUGUAACAUUUGUAUUGCUGCACAUCAGUGUUUUUUUCGUUGACAAUGACGUGAAUAUAUGUUUAGCGUUUGACUGACAAAAUGCUCAUGAAUUUUGCAACUCUCUUCAUCGUUUUCGUCUAGUCUUUGUCUCAUCAACGUAAACGCACAUUUGUCUCGUCACAUUUAGGCAUCUAAGACUUAUGUUUAGCUCGUCAACGUCACGUCUUCGUCGUGGAAAAAAAAGGGGUUCGUCAAUGAAAACAACAUUGCUGCACAGAAUGGUAAUGUGUGUGUGAUCUAUUUUUUAAGCAGAACCUUCAUAUGGAUAGAACUGUUUAUAGGGAGUGGUGGAUUUGAUAAAAAUUUGAAAAAAAAUAGAAAAUUAUUGCAAUAUCAGCUUCUUUCUUUUUAAAGGGAUCCUUCAUACAGUGAUGUCACCACACACAAACUCUUUUACUUUGAAAGUGCACAUUUGUUGGUGAGGAUUUUCUGCUGCAGCUUUUAUAGCCUUUGACUGAAGUAAUCUAGAGUACAUUUUAUUCCAAAACCUUGUGUCCCUGUGAGUCAUUUCGACCUCAAACACUCUAAAACAGAGAGCGGGUGGAAGUGUUUGUCAGCCAUCAGACAUAUUGUGUGUUUAGUUCUCUUUUCUUUACUUCAUCACUGAGCUGUGUGUGAGGGAGAGUGUCUGUUUAUUAGUCCUCGAUAUUCCUGCUAUUGUUGCUAGGUGCAUGAUGUCAUAUCCUAUCUCUAACCCUAUUGGCUGUCUCUCUUUCUUUGCUUUUUGUGCAGCCAGUUGAAGAGAGAGCUGGAGCGAGGGUGGAGAGGCGACCAGGAUUUUCUUUCCCACCAUCCUCUGUGUUUGCAUCGGCCCUGUGGAAGCAUUCGUCCACACCACUGCACUGAAACACACUCAUAAUCUCUGUCCUUCUUCCCGUCCUGUCACUGCUCUCCUUCUCUCUCUUUCUAUCUGUCAGUCUGUCCAUUAUGGUCGAUGAACAGGUCAGUAGAACCUAAGCACCACGGACCAGCAGACUACACUCCAUGCUGACUUUUAGAGCGGCUAAUACAGAUUAUCUUCCUUAGGCGAUGCCGGAGUUCAUCUAACAACAGUCCUUCACCCGGCCCCCAGCCCAGACCCCCGCUCAGUCCCACAGGGUCCCACAGGCCAUGAGGAGGGCCAGGGGCUUCAUCUCUUUCUGAACUCUCUCUUGUCCACCUUGUGUCUUCAUGUUUUGGGGGUCUCCUGCUGCCCCCGCCCUCUGUCAGCCCCCCAGCACUCGCUGCCACCACGGCCGACCACCCCAGUCGCCUUGUUGCCAUGCCGACAGAGACACUGGCUCCAGCCCUGCCAGAUAGCAAGGCCGCUGGCCCCGCAACACCAUUCAGCUCAGCUGUACCCCUUCGCAUCCUGAAUAAAGGCCCUGACUACUUCAGGAGACAGGUACUGUUACAUUAGGGGACCAGCUGGGCUGUUUUGAGUUUUAUUUUGAAAAGGUUAUAGGAAAUACUGUGGUGCAUAUCCAGCUCUACUGUUUACUCUUGCAGGGUCUAACCUCUGCUGUUCAAACUGGAUCAAAAGAGCGAUCCCCUAAAUAAGACAUCCAAUAACAGAUCAACUUUUUGGAAUUUCCCCCUGUGGGACUAUUAAAGGAACAUCUUAUCUUGAAAACAGUGUUUGUGGAGGAUCUUUUCAUGGAUCUUCACCUGAGCUGCAGGAAUCCCAGAAACAGUUUAUUUCUAGGAUUGUAGGAUCCCUCAUAGUUAUGCUGGUUCUGAUUCUGCACCUCAAUCCCGCUAACUGUGGCUCACAUCUUCCAAUAAGACUCUGACCAAUCCAAGCUACAAAUCUGUACGUGAAGAAAUGACACUCAACUCAACUUUAUUUGUAAAGCACUUUACAAACAACCACAGCUGGACAAAGUGCUGUACAUAAAUAGACAAAACAACACAGACAUAAAAAAACAAUCAAAAAACAAUUAAAACAAUGGAUAAAAUAAAAGUAGAUAUUGAAAACUAAAAUAUAGUUUCAAUGUUUUUAAAAACUAGUUUGAAAACAUAGAAACAAAUAACUAUAAACAAACCAUAAAACACAAAAACAGGAGCUGGGUCUCAUGCAGGGUUGAAAGCCAAUGAAUAAAAAUGGGUUUUAAGACGAGUUUUAAAAAUGGACAGUGUGAAGGCUUGUCGGAUUUGGAGGGGUAGCUUGUUCCAUAAUUUGGGGUCACAACAUUAAAAGAUCUAUCCCCUCUGAGCUUCAGUUUGGACCUCGGUACCUCCGGGAGCAGCUGAUCAGCUGAUCAGCUGACCUGAGGCACCGAGCAGGGGUGUAGGGGUGGAGAAGCUCAGAUCUGAGCGCAGGAUUCAUAGUACAAUAGGACACAUGUGAGAUCUAUGAAAGGGUUCGUAUCUGACCAAUCCCAGCAUAUGUAUGAUCGGGUCUUGAUAAAUACGGCGGCUGAAACCGAUCGUCAUUAACAUGCCACACCCUUAAAUAUACAUGGGUCAGAAGCCUUGCCCUCUGAGGUCAAACAUGGAAGAAGAGAAAUAUUAGAAAGAUUCGAAACUUUUCCGAGCUGAAAGUGGAUAUCCUCACAUCUGUGGUGGAAACUAACAAGGAUUUUUCUCUUUGGAAGCAUCAAAACUGGAAUAAAAGCAGUCCAGAAAACUCCUGUCUGGAGCAGAAUUAUGGUGGCGGAAUAGUGGACAGUGGCUGAGGUUUGAAUAGAUCAUUAGUCAAUAAGUUGCUCAUGAUGAUAAAUUAAUAUCUCAUACAUGCCUCAUGUUUUUUUAUUGCCAUGACAUAGGGUACAUUGCUCCUAUUACUGAAAGUAUUUAGUUUUAAUUUGUUGCGUCUUUGUAAUGUAGAGCAGACUGGAGAGUCUGACAGAGGCUGAACAAAAAUAAUUAUUAACGUCAUUAAACUGUGUGUUGCUGCCCCUGAGGCACAUUUUUAUGGAUUUCUAUGGAUUUUUAUCACUGAUUAAAUAACAAGAGCACUUUCUAAACUUAUACUUUACAUAUCAGAAUCCAUUGAUAAGGUCCUGUCUCCUCUGUACAGCACCUUUGUGGAGUCUCUCCUCGUUAUUGUUCUCCGAGCAUCGGGUCCUCACGUUGCACCGGCACAGCCAGGGAAUUUUAGGGGAACACAAAUGCACAUGGCUCAAACUGGUUCAAACCAUUUCUUGAUUCCCAUCCCUAGAUUCAGGUCCAUUCUUGUUUGGCUGAAAUCAUCAUAUUCUUUGACACUUUUAAUUUGGCCGUCUUAUGUUUUGCUUAACCACCACCACCCCUCAUAACAAUAGUCUCGCAUAUAAUGCAAGCUGCCGUUGGAGUUGCCUGCAAAAGAAUUGCGAAACAUCUCCCAACUGCUUUGUCUCUGUUGUUAGUUAAUUCCAUUCUACAUUAUCUCUCCAACAAAUGGAGUGCAAAAUCCUACCAAUAGGCUCAUGAUGCAGUAUGCACUCAUGGUUAUUGAACACACAUUAUUAUACAGCUCUGAGUUAGCCCUUUCUCAUUCAUACCAAUCUAGCUUUUUGCUCCAACAUACCUGAUUCAAAUGAUCAGCUCGUUAGUAAGCCAUUACAGAGCUUGUUAACGAGCUGAUCAUUUGAAUCAGGUGUGUUGGAGCAGGGAAACAUCCAAAACAUUCAGGACAGUGGGCCACCAGGACUGGACUUGAGAACCACUGCUUUAGGGAACUUUUAACAAGAUUUAACAAAAUCUUUUGUUUCCGCUGAUGUCUCCUUGUCACUUGCAACAGCGAAUGAGUCCAUCUGUGUGAAAAUAAGUUGUUUCUAAAUUGUGAAAACUGGGAAAACGGGAGCCAGUGGUCGGGUCGGGACCAUGAAAGAUACAAUUUACGGCACUCAGACCAGAGACGGCACAUACAUUUUUUUACUUUGCACUGAAAACGUGCACAUUACUGUCACUACACAAAUGGUGACAACAUCUUGCAGCAGAAGACUCCUGCAGACACCGUGUCAUACUACAGCUGCAACCACGGAGUGAGAAGCUCCUCCACACCAGAGACAGACAGGCAGAGCAGCUCUGUGUCACUACCCUCAGUAGUCCUGCUGUUCCACGUCUGUCUCACACUCUGCUGCGGGCUGACCCAGAGUCACUUCCCGAGUUUUAAUAUGUUUACAAAGUAAGGUGCCUCAAACAAAGUUAGUUUCUGGAGCCCUGACAUGUGUGACAGAUAACUAUCUUUAUAACAAUACGUGCUAAAACACUACCGCUUUUGUCCACAGUGGCUGCCAAAAUCAACAGAAAAUGAAAACUCCUUCCAGCUGCAUUAAUGUCAAGACAAAGAUGGUCUGGAAAGAAAAACUCCAGCGCCGAAUUCUGGGUUUAAUACAGGCUCAUAAGGCUUAAUGUUAGAGUUUAUAGCUGUGAUUUCGGGGUUUUGUGACCUAUUCUUUCUUUCCUGAUAUUGGCUGAAGAUAUGCAUUGGGUGUGCAUUUAUGGAGCGGAUAAUUGCUGUGGUCUCUACAUUAAUUGGUUUAAUCUUUCUGUAGGUGGAGCCAAACCCAAAGCGCCUCAGUGCCGUGGAGAGACUGGAAGCUGACAAGGCCAAGUAUGUCAAGAGUCAAGAAGUCAUCAACGCCAAGCAGGAGCCUGUCAAACCACCUGUGCUGGCAAAGCCUCCUGUUAGUCAUCCCCUCAUUAAGAGAGGCUCUGGGAUUGGUGGAGGAGGGCAUGGAGGGGGGAUACCCUUCAAAGCAUCCAAUAAUAAUGCCAAGUCAGACACCUGUGCAACUAGCAGUGGCAGCAAACGGGAAAAUUUAAACCUGGAGAUCCUAAAAAAUCUGCUCAACUCCUCAUCCUCUUCAGGAGCAGGGUCCGAAGGACUAGGGGGUGGAGCCAAAAGUGCAGUGCUAAUGAGGUCAUCAGGAGGGAUCACCCGGAGUUGGACACCAUCAGGGUAAGAUGUUGUUUGUGGGAUUGAAAACUUUUCUUGUCUUUAGAUCAAAAACCUUUCCUUACUUUACAAAAUUGAGAGCUAUGACAAAGAACUCUAUGGUAUGGCAAUUUAUUUAAGGGCGCGUUCACACCUCCCUUGUUUAGUCCAGUUGAACCGAACCCUGGAGCGUUUACCCCCUUGGUGUGGUUCGUUUGGAUCGGUGUGAACGCUGACCUUGAACUCUGGUGCGUAACAAAUAAACGAACUCUGGUCCGCCUGAAGAGGUGGUCUCGGACCGCUAUCAAGUGAACUCUGGACCGGUUCAUUUCUGGUGUGAAUGUCAUCCACUCCAAUCACAGGAAACGCACCACACACGUCAUCUAGGCUAUUUGUAAUGCUCGUUGUGAAAUAAAUGUUGUCCGCUCACCUCACUUGUCCCGAUUGACACCAGAGAGAAAACGCAUCGUAUCAGGCUCUCAUUAAUGCCUGUCCCCAUCUCGUCUUUAUCUGUCAUUUGUUUGCAGCACGUCUACUCCCUAAUGUAUUAUUUAAUGCCGCAGUUCGAGCUCACUGGCUAAUGAGCCGUUCAUACACAUGAUUGACUAGCGUCUUUUGAUACGCGCUCCAGAUGAGUAGCAAAAGCAAAAUCAGCCGACAAUGCUCCAUGACAGGUGAAGACAGCAGAGCGGGGUUUGUAUUCCUGCAUUAACUAAUGACCAAUAACCGAAUGAUAUUCGUGGUCACGUGACUUCUGGUUCCGUUUUCUGGAGCGAUUGAGUUUGUCCUUUGAGAACGCAAACAGGAACAGUUAAACAAUCAAAACAAAUGUAUCGUCUUGCCUUGGAUUCGAAUCAGGAAACGGACCUUUAGGUGUGAACACGACCUAAUUCAAGUUCCCAUGAAAGUGGAAAAGGCCUUUAUAUUAGCUGUAUUUAUUACAGUAGAGAAGGAGAAGAGUUGGAAAGAGGAGGAUACAUUUCAGUGUUACAUGUAGAUAGUUGGUUUACCUGAUCACAAAGAGGCAAAUGAGAAAAAUGAACCAGGCUGAACAAAAAUGACUCACUCACUGAUCAGAAUUAAAUUAAAGACCUUAUUAGAUCUUGAAUUUUUUUUAAUAAAAGAGAUGGUUUGUUUCAUUUUUUAAUGGUUAAACACCCACAUAAACUCUCAAUCAAUCUUUUUUUUAAAGCACCAAUUCACAAUAAAUGUUAUCUCUAGAUGCUUGACAAAAAAAGCAAAGCGUGUGGUCUAGACCAGACUCUAUUUACAAAGAGCCAGUGUAAAGAUGGGACAAGACUGAGCCCACUCCCACCCCAUCUUUAACCAUGAGUAAAACAAUUUACAACACUUAUAAAGUUACAGUGGAGAGGAAAAAACGCCUUUACCAGGCUUUAACAGAACAUGACUGCCUGUGCCAUGUGAGAGAUUCAGUGAUGUGGUCAUGAAAAGUCUACAGUGUCAGUGUUGUUGUGAGAUCAUGGUCCAUAGUAAUGUUGCAGUUGUCAAACAGGGGUAUAUUUACUGUUUGGGCCUACAGGUGUACAGAGCACCUGGCUGACUAAUGAAAUUGUGCCUUUGAAUCAUCGUGCAUCACUGUAUAGUAUCAAAAAUAGUUGAAUACUGCAACCCCUUAAAUCAAGCCGCGCCCCCUAUUAUUGGAGAUGUCAAAACUAGCUCUAAAUCAGUCCUAGCAUAAGGACAGUCAUUAUGGUAUGGAUUUUUCUUUCUUUCUUUCCUUUGCUAACAGAGACCCCAGUGUGCUGUGCAGGCAUUAUAAUUCAGAACUGAAGGAACACCAUGCUGCAUCAUCAAACCAGCGUUUCAUUUUACACUUCCAUCACUUUAGGCUGUGAUCACCUGCUAAACUCUUCUGCUACUUCAGAAUGUGGGAGCGUGCAGUUUUUACUCUGUGUAGGCAAAUGUUUCUGACCCUUUAAUGUAUUUAUAAAGGCUGAUCAGGGUGAAUGGGGCUGUGGGUUGAUUUGCAUUGGAGGCAGAACAGUGAGAUCUGAUCAUGUGGUCACUGGAGACCCAUGAUGUGAACACUCACACUUGAUGCAGGUCAUUUGUGUUUUUCAGUUCUUUUAAAAACAUGUUGAUGAAAGUUAUGAACAACUGUUUGGAUGUCAAACUGUGGCUAGUUCACUUAGGACUUGUGAUAAACCUGCUGGCUUUGAGGAGAGGACAGUUAAGGCACUUUAAGUAGAUGUAUUCAGACUAGGACUGGGCGAUUUGGAAAAAAAAAAAAAGAUCACAAUAUAUCUUGUCAUAUCAUCCCAUCUCGAUUAUUAUCAGUUUUUUGUUUUUUUUUAACUACCGGUUUUACAGCUAAAAACUAAAGAAACUAGAGAUUAGUUUGACAUUUUAUUAACUUACAAAGUAAAUAAAGCUAAUUGAAUAAGAUAAACUUAGAAGAAUAUAAAAAAAACAUUUUAACUCAACAAUACAACAAAUGUAGAUAAAUACUUAAUAAUACAGUGAACUAGUUUACAGUCCUGAGUGUUUUUGCAGGUAUGCAAGACACAAAAUCAACAAAUUACCCACCCAGGGAUAAUGAAGACGCCUUAAAAUGUAAAGAUUAGAUGAUGUAAACGUAGAUGACACGAUUUGCUGCUUUGGUCUGGUGGCUGCACCGCUAGUUGUAGCUAAACUGAUAAUUCUACUUGUGCCGUCGGCAGUGACAGGCUGUACAGACUCUGCUCACAUUUUCAUGCUUUCCGAAUCGCUCGGGAAGUACUUCUCCAAAGAUUGAACAGAUCUUUUGUGUUGCCGGUUUUUGAGGGCACCAACCGCCGACAUACCUUGCACAUCAGCUUAAUUGCUCAACAUCACUUUGGAGAUACCCAAACCACUGCCACACAACCGAUGUUGGGUUACUUUUCUUCUCAACAAUGGCGUCUUUGGAGGAUGACUCAAAGUCAUGGCUGACAUCUACUUUGCUGUUCUCAGCUCCACGUUUAGCUCCACGUUCAGUCAUUCUGUUUACUUCUCCUGUUUACUUCUUCGGCAACUUACAGAAGUGAGCAGUAAAAGCUUGACUCUGAUUUGCUGUUGUCACCCUCAUUUCCACCAUGUUUCAUUGAGUAAAUAAGCUCACAGCUGAUCACGGUGAUCAAACUGAAAUUUAUCACGAUCAUUUAAUCACCCAGUCCUAACUCAGAUUCAGGGUUAUAUCAUAACUGCAACUCUGUCCCACGGCUCCAUAAUAAAUUAUUUUACUGAAUGAAUUUAAAAAUGUUUCCAAUCUACUGUUUAUCAGCCCAUGUUUUAAAUGGAAAAAAUGAAUCCAAGGUUCAGGGAUGAAAUUGCAAUUCCACUGUUAAGGUCCUUACACCGACACAAAUACAGAAUUUGAAAUUACGAAAUAUUCAGGGGCGAAUUUUGACGCGCCUGACUAUACACAUCAAGCCUGAUGCGAUUUUGCAACUUUCUGGGGGGAAAAAGAUGCAUCCCGGGUAGAAGGGAGAAGACUGACACAACAGCAGACUGACUGUUUUUCAGUUCUGAUUAGACAUAAGUGUUGAGAUGGCUGUCUGUCAUGAUAGCAUGUACUGAGUCGGGGCCAGUACCAGAUAAGCACAUUAAACUAUAAUCCAUAAACGUAAGGUAACAACCGAGACCUAAUGGUGCUGUAACAGCAACGCGAUUGAGUUUGAGACAGUGAAAAUACAUAUGGUAUGUUGUAUCUGAACAAGUUAGCUUACGAGCUAAAGUUACUUAGCACAGAUGAAAGUUAAAACAAAGACGUUUAGCAAACUGUUAAAGCACACAAACUAUCGUCAUAUGAGAGAUCCGAUGUGAACAAUCAGCCGGUCGGCCAUGUUAGAUAUACCGGUGAAUCAGACGUCGCAACAACACGCAAUCUGAUUGGUCAGAAGUGGACACACAGUAUGCGAAACUGUAGAAAAAUCGAGCAUGAUCUGAAAGAAUAAAUGCUGCAAAAUCGCUGGACAGGAAAAUGUCACUGAUAUGAACGCUUGUAUUGACAGGAUCGAAAAAAUAUUGAAGUCCGAAAUAAUCGCACAACAAAAACAGUCCCGGUGUGAAAGGACCUUUAGAAAACUAUAGCAGCAACUGUGUGAAGUGUGUCAGUGCAGGUUUAAUGGUGUCCUAAUAAACCUGUUAUUUUUUCCUCCACACUGUCAAACUCAACUGUAAAUUUUCACUGAGUGUCUGUCUCAUGUGUGUCCUGUUUUUCUUCUCACAGGAUGCCGCUAACUUACCGAUCUACGAUGACACUAAACGAACAACCACCUGACUCAGCGCCCAGUCCCAGCACAUCCCACUCCCUCCGAUCCUUCUCCCACUCUCUAAAGGUCCCCCCAAUCAAUAGCACAGGUCGCCGCAGUCCACUACAAGGAGGAAACCUCAACCUGAGCAGACGAGUCCUGGGUGAGAGAGGAGGGGAGGGAGGAGUUACUGAUCGAUCUCGCUCCCCGCUACCGCCUCUGCUCACCUCUCACUCCUCCUCCGACCUCCUGCGACUGUGCAAUGGCAAGCCACUCCGCACGGCCCGAUCCAGCAGCUCCUCAGCCCCGCCCCUUCCACCCAAACCAAACCCCGCUUCCCUCCCCCCUCCCGCACUUUCCCUGUCUCUACCUCCCCCACGUCCGACUCCAUCCCCCUCGCUCUGUGACAACAAUACCCCUCAGUCGCUGCCUUGUGAUUUCGCAGAUGCUUCAAAUGCUUCAACUGAACCCAACCUGGAGCUGGAGCUUGGUACUUCUGUGGCACGCCGGUCAUCGCUGCACAGAUCCAAAUCAGACUUGUCCGACCGGUACGCCCGGGCUGGAGCUGACGUGGAACGCUUUUUUAACUAUUGCGGCCUUGACCCUGAGGAGCUGGAGGCGGUCGGUCCAGAGAACUUUGCUCGAGCCAAUUCAGACAUUGUCAGUCUGAACUUCCGGUCAGCCUCCAUGAUCUCCUCUGACUGCGACCAGUCGAGGCGAUCCUCCAAUGAAGGACUCUCAGACGGGGAAGACGAUGAGGAAGAAGAGGCAGGGGAGCGGGUCCCGUACGGCAUCUCAGCUGUGGAGCGAAAUGCUAGAGUCAUCAAGUGGCUGUACAGUAUCAAACAGGCGAGAGAGACUCAGAAGGUGUCCCAUGUUUAG
Xyrichtys novacula (pearly razorfish) is the source of this 58593-nucleotide messenger RNA. NCBI's taxonomy places the organism in Eukaryota, Metazoa, Chordata, Actinopteri, Labriformes, Labridae. The record is from the annotation of a GenBank genome assembly.